This is a messenger RNA of Pelobates cultripes (western spadefoot toad), 69359 nucleotides long. NCBI's taxonomy places the organism in Eukaryota, Metazoa, Chordata, Amphibia, Anura, Pelobatidae. The record is from the annotation of a GenBank genome assembly.
ACCGGCUCCAGCAUGAAGGUUACCGUGGAUUUUGAGGAGUGUCUGAAGGACUCGCCCCGCUUCAGGUAAAGCCCCUGCCGGGGAGUCAGCGCGGCCUCCUGCCCCCUAUAGGGGUAACCGUGCAGGAGGGAGAGGUCAAACUUUAAAAGUAACAAUCUCUCCCUGAAUGCACCCCACUGACACCAACUCUGCCACUACAUCUCCCAUCAGGCUCAGCCAGCCAUUACUCUGCCUGGCUUAUACCUGGCUGAGCAUCAUGGGAGAUGUAGUUUAGAAACAUGGGAGCCAGGGUUAGCCUCCAGCCCUGUGUACAUACAGUGCAUGCAGCCCAGUGCCCCUAUAGCAUGCUAUGUCAGUAAUGGCAUUACUGUGGAUUAUGGCUCACUAUGGGGACUGGGGGUGGGGAGUAAACGAGAGAUCAAUCCUCUGACACAAAGUGUUGGGGGCUAACAAGUUUCUUUGGUGCAAGACAUAUUUUGCUGUGUGAAUAUCAGGGUUCACCACAUUUCACUUACUGAGCAUUGGGAAAGAGUUUGCAACAGCUGGGGUGUCAAAGGUUAAGUGUGUGUGUGUGUGUGUGUGUAUAUAUAUAUAUAUAUAUAUACACAUACACACACAACAUUUUAUAUAGUUGGUAAAAUGGAGAUUUUGCAUGGAUGCAAUAUUGUUAGAACUAACCGGGUUAUUUACUAUAGCGGGAAUGUCGUGUAUUUUAACUUUGAGACCAAAAUUGCUGAUCAGGAAAAUGUCUCUCAGUCACUUAUUAUUAUUAUUAUUAUUAUUACCACAUAUGCUUCAAGUUCUUCUGUUUUGGCCAUAACAUUUAAAUUUACUUUUAAUUCCCCAAAAUUGUCAUCGUAGGAAAUAACCUUGUGGGAUGCUGUAAGUGCACUGGGGUAGGCAAUUUUCAAUGUUUCUUUAUAUCUCAUACUGAAAACAAGACAUCAUGUUCGUAGAACUCUUAAAAUAUGUUAUUUUUAACAAUUAAAGGGACAUUCCAGGCACCCAGACCACUUCUGCCCAUUGGAGUGGUCUGGGUGCCAACUCCCACUACGCUUAACCCUGCAAGUGUAAUUGCAGUUUUUUUUUUAUAAACUGCAAUAAUUACCUUGCAGGAUUAACUCCACCUCUAGUUGUUGUCUACUAGACAGCCACUAGAGGGCACUUCCUGGUUCCUAGCACAGGAGCGUCGCGGGACGUCCUCACGCUGUGUGAGGACCUCCAGCGUCGCUCAUUUCCCCAUAGGAAAGCAUUUUCAAUGCUUUCCUAUGGGGAGCGCUAAUCGUCGCUGCUGCCUCAGGUAAGUUACGCAACCGGGGAUUGGGGGGUGGGAGGGAGAGGGUACCUGCAAUGCCAGGAAAACUGAUUGUUUUCCUGGCACUGGAGUUUCCCUUUAAGCGGGUUAUAUUUGAAACAAUUAUUUUGUAUUGCAUUGAAAAACAGCAAAAACUAAUUGAAAAUAACCAAGUUGUCAAUAGAGCAGAGUUGUUUAUAUAAUAUCUGUUAGCAAGCAGAACGUAGACCUAUGGAUAUUCAGCAAUUAUUAAUUUUUUUAAAAGUUUUUGGAGGACACAAAACUGUUAAUGUUUAGAACUAAACUGCUCCUUUCAGUUUAAAAAAAAAAAACCAGAACAACAAAAACAUUUCAAUCACUAAUAAUGACAUAUUCCAAUUAAAUGUGUUUGUUAUUACUAUUAUUGUUGAUAGAGCAUAGUACACUUGGAUUAUGCUAAACAUGGUACAGUGGAUUAUGGUUUCACGAAACGUGAUGGUGAUUUUGUAUAAAACGUACUUAAACGGGGGACCCCCACCCUGAGUUUUCUGCCUAGUCCAUGCAAUAAUUAUAUUGUGUAUAUACUAUUAGGUAAAGAGAAACAAACACUCCAAGCACCAUAACCACUACAGUAUGGUCAGAUCAAAGAUAAAGGGUUUCUCCAAGAGUCAUAACAAUUAUACACAAUGGUACCCUGGCAUAGUUUUCUGGGAAUGGGGAAAACUGCUUAGCAAUAAUUCCCUGCUGGGAUGAUCCAGACGGUUGUGUAGUUAACUCAUCAGGAUGGAGGUAAAAUACUGUAUGUGCAGUUUUUCACAGUGAAAUUCUGCACAUAAAGGCUUCAGGCACAUUGACCACAUUAAAUCAUUGAAGUGGUCAUUGUACUUCGAGUAACCAUUUAACAAAUAUAUUAAAUAGUCCACUAAUAAUAUUUAGAAAAAUUCAUACAAAGUGUCACCAAAAACACCCUUGUGAAUAAAUAAGAAAAUUUUGAUUAAUACUCCUUACAAAUACAUUCUAGGGAAACCAACACAUCACCAUCCACUUUCAAGUGAAUAGUGCCCAAAAGGAUAUUGUAUUAUAAUAUUAUAAAGAAUUGUAGUAACUACAGUGGUCACGAUGCUUUGAGUAUCCCUUUAAUUGGUUAAUCCAACACUUCUAAAACAUUUAAAUUUUUUUAAUAUACAAUGUCCUGUUGGACACUACUUAAUCCCUCCCUCUGCCCCCCAAAAAAAACAUACCCUUGUAAAAUAAUGAAUAACUUACCUGGAAUCCAGGGCUAGGUAAAGUUCCUCUUGCUGCCUUUCACGUCACUGCUUCCAUUUGCAUAGUCCAAUCAAAUGCUCCUCGUUCUCACGGCUCCUCUCAGCGCUGCCUGCAAGGUUUGAAGCUGAUUACGCCUGUUUCCAACUUGCAGAUGAUAGAGCUCAUUAUUGCAUGGAUUUAAAGAGACACUGCAGGCCCCUAAGCACUUCAGCUUGCUGAAAAGCUUUAUGUGUAAAGAGUGUGGAAUCUUUUAUUUAUUUAUUUUCAUUUUGCAAAAAGUGCAGACUUCAAUAGAAAUUGACUUUCAAGCUGAGAACAGACAUUACUUCCUGGUUUGGUUAGAUCAGGAAAGCUUAACUCAAGAGUCAGCAAUUACUCUGAGCAAUUGGCUUGCAAAGACUUGAGCUGCAUAGGCAAGUCUGUGAUUUGACAGCCACAAAAAGUCUAGGCUGUUUUUAUAUAUUCCCCCAAUGAAGAAAUGCACAAUUAAAUGCAUGCAGGUUUUCAUUUGGGGUAUAUCUAUGAAACAGUGAUUUUUAUUUAUUUUGUAUUUUGGCAGUGGAGUGUGUAAGUCACGUGCCGGUGGUGUAACUAGCUCCUGGUACAAAAGUAAAAAUGCAUGCAUUUAAUUGUGCAUAACAUUUAGGCCUAAGCAUACGGAUUGAAAUUGUAAGCCCUGGUAACAUUAUUAAAAACCAAAGAAAAACAAGUUACCUGCGCUCUCUCCUUAAUCCCUAAGUAUAUUUAGACAAAUGGAGGUCAUUUAGUUACUCCAAUGGCCAUUGGAGGGAAUGCCCACCUGCCAACGUCAAGGCAUACCUCCUCCCCCCCCUCCCUGGCAAAGAUCUCUAAUGAGACAGAAAGGGGUAUUUUUUUAUAUACAUCCCUAUAUAUUUAUUAACCCUCAAUAGGGAACACUUGCUCAAAGAAGCAAGGUGAAGGAUCAGAGUAGGACCCGCUUAGGGGGUCUGCCUUGACGUUGGCAGGCAGGCAUUCCCUCGAAUGGCCAUUGGAGUAACUAAAUGACCUCCAUUUGUCUAAACAUACAUAGGGAUUAAGGAAAGAGCGCAGGUAAUUUGUUUUUCUUUGGUUUUUACUAUAUAUUGGGACUGAUGUGUACUGUAGUCAUUGCUGCUGCCCAGUAGUGAUGGGAGUGAGCGCAGGACUUAUCUUUCUGCACUGGUAAUAUUAUUGGCUUGGAAAAGUGAUAUUAUUGGUAACUAGAAAAAGGAUGACAAAGCAUUUUUUUUUUAAAGCCACCGUGACAUGUGAUGUGUUUUUUUGGGGAAGGAAGUAUUAGGAGCAGUCUGCACGUUAUCUGAAUGUUUAGAAAUCUAAAUAUCAUGUUCUGGUGACUCACUGAGCUCUGUAGAUCUUUAUACUGACAGGGACGUGGAAGCAAAACACAAAGCCCCCCCCCCCUCUUUGGUUUUAUUUUGAUAAACGUUUGGUUGCAAAUGAAUUCCUGCCGACUGGUUGCUGGUGUUUUGAAGUCUGUUCUGUUAUUCAGUGUUCGUUUACACUAGAACCUUGGUAUUGUACAUUUUACCUCAUUUAAUUUAUGAAGCAGCACUAUGACCUCGAGGAACCCAAACCAUUUCCAUAAAUCAAUUUCAAACAAUAAUAUAAAUUGAUUAAUAUUUGCAUUUAAGCAAAUUUUUAUUUUGAAAAUAUUUAUAACCACUUAAACAUGUGCCAGUUUUUUUUGUUUGUUUUUUGUGUGGAGGUGGACUUACAAUUGAAUCACAAUUUUAUAACACGUGUGUGUGUGUGUGUGUAUAUAUAUAUAUAUAUAUAUAUAUAUAUAUAUAUAUAAAAAAAUUAAAACUUAGUACAUGUGUUACAAAAAAGGUCCUGCACUCCAACCUUUAUUAUAUGAUGAAUUCAGACAACUGGUCCUGUUACUUCUUAGUUGUUUCGCUCAGUGGAGCAAAACUCAAGAGGAAGGGAAGGAAAUUGCUCAGAGCAUCUACCUUGCAAAGACUUCUCAUUGAGCUGCUUUGGGAUUGGACAGCCACAUAAAGUCUGGGCAGAAUUAAAAAGGGAUGGCUUGUAAAGGCUGAAGACAGAAUGAAAAGUGCAUAAUUUAAAUGUAUAUUUUUACUAAAUGGUGAUUUAUUUAUUGAAUGAUUUUAUUUCUGUUUUAUUUUCUUUGAUUUAAAAAUAAAAUGUAAAAAAUCUUUUUAAAGCCAGACUGGGAGCAUUGGCAGUUAAUUUUAUUUUAUUUGGUCAUUUGACUUAGUUUCUUGUUGAAACCAGGACAUAUUUUUGGUUUUCCAGAUCCUUGAAUUUUAAAUGGGUAUUUGUUUUCCCGUCCAAUUGAACAUUUUGGAACAUUACAGCCAAAUUAGAAAAUAUUUUUCUAGCCUGACUCCUCUCCCCACCCCACCCCCCAACUAUUCCCUGAUAAGUUCCCAGUUUAGUGAAUAACUCAUAGUGUGAUAGUAACCCAUUUGGAUAUAUUAUUUACUGUAAUUUUUAUCUUACAGCUUGUAUCUUGUAAAAUAAAUCUAUUUUACUGAUGUCACAUGUUGAAAGUUAAUACACAAGCACUUUUGGCAAGUCUGGCAACAAUUUGCGGAUAUUAUUUUGCAAUACCUGCAACCUGGAGAUAGAUAUAUAUAAUUUUUUUUAUUUAAAAAAAAUAAAUUUCUGGGGUAGUUUGUUCUGUACCAAAAGGGAUAACUCUUAAAGAGAAACUAUUUUUUUUAUAUAUAUAUAUAUAUAAUAUAUUUAUUAUUUAUUGUUGUUGCAGGUCAUUAUUUACUGUUCUCUGUAAUUGCUGUAGAUAUUGUUUCUACUGUGUAUCCCUCCCAAGUAACAACAUUAUCUCUCUUGCAUCUUGUGGUGAUCAGCACUUCCAUAUUCAUUCAAGGGGAACAGUUACUAUUCUGGAAGUCACGCCAUUGAAAGCUGCCUAUAACUUGUGUAAAACUUUUUUUAUGUAAUGUUCCUGUGUUGGUGUGUUGUUGUUGUUUGUUUAGAAUACUCCAUUUCCACAUAGAGGGACACUCUGGACCCCUAAAGCACUUCAUCUUGCAAAAGUCCUUUACGUUUUAAGAGUGUUUUCUCUUUUAUUUUAUUUUUUACAAAAAGUGCCGAUUUCAGUUGAAAUUGGCACUUUUAUAAAUUCAGACAACCAGUUCUGUUACUUCAGUGGAGCAAAUUCAAGAGGUAGCCAAUUGCCAAGAGCACUUGCCUUACAAAGACUUCUCAUUGAGCUGCAUUGGGAAUCUUGUGAUGGGACAGCCACACAAAGUCUGGGUUGGGUUAGAAGGGGAGAAUUUUCAUACGGUUACUAUGUUAAUAUCUUUGGAUUUAUGGAUUUAGUACAAUAACCUUAAAACUGAAAUAUCUUGCUGUUAUGUACAUCCGUCCAGUCAAAGUGGGAUAUGGAGACAUGGGAAUGUACUUUGGACGAUGCUGACUCUUCUGGAAUGUACACCAUUUAAUAAAUAUAUUGUAUGUUAUGCCAUUGACAAGACAAUCACGCAAAAAAUAAAGUCUUUUAAAAAAGGGGGGGGGGGAUUUUCAAAGGCUUCGGACAAGAGAUCUACAACUUUUGUAAGUUGUUUUAGAUAUACCCCCAAUGAAAAAGGGCAUGACAAAUCCCAGAUGCCAGGUUGUCAUGGCGACUAGGAAUUUUUUGUCCUGGUGCUUGGGUGUUUCUCAGCCCUGGCCACCUUAGGGCCCACCCAAGGCAGUUGACUUUGAGCAAUGGAGGUGAAGGAGUUGUCAUCUGUCUGCUCUGCUCCAUCAUUCCCUGUGAUGCCAGUACACUGCAUUCCCUCUGAAAAUGCAGUGUUUUUAAAUUGAAAAGCCUUUAGGGACAGAACCACUACAUUAAGCUGGUGACUAUAGUGUCCCUUUAAGAAUUGUAUUUUUAUUAUUGAAAAAAACCUGGCUCCUAGGGGAGACUCUCUCUCCUAGAAAGAAAGAAAAUUUGUCAUGCCCUGCUAUAGUCACCAGAACCACUACAGCUUAAUGUUCUGGUGUCUAUAUCUAUAUCCUGUCCCGGUCUGGUCAGCAGUGAAAACGUUGCCUUUUCUGAGAAAUGGCAGUGUUUACACUGCUGUCCAAGUCCACAUCUAGUAGCUGUCACUUGGAUAGACAAUAGAGGGACUUCCUGAACGAGGUCCUGCAAUCUUUACAGGACCUAUAUAUUUAACAUACUUACUCUCUUGAUUCAGUGAAUCUUUAUGAGGAGAUGCUGAUUGGUGCAGGAAGGACAUUUUCUUGUGCAUGCUCACUGGCCUCCGAAUGCUUUCCUAUGGGCAAGAAGUGCAUUGACUGAGACCAUCAAGAUUGAUGAUCUCUACCAAGGAGGUGGGGACCAGCAAAGCAAGGCCUAAAAGCUAAGUUUACAUUUUUUUAAUUAAAAUAAAAUAAAAUAUGUAAUUAAUUAGGUAUAGGGCACGCAAAGUAGAAGUGGUUUGUGAUGUAAAACACAGUAGUGAAGCAGUGACAUAUGAAUUGGAGCUCCCCAAAUAUUCAACAUAAAGCAAGUCUCUCAUUAAGUAUACAACCUAUACUAAUCUUUUAAAAGUGCAAAUAAAGUGAUGCAUAAAAAUGUGUAAUGGAUAAGUGAUAUCUAAGACUAGAUGUAAAAAAAAAAAAAAACCUGAUCGUGAGGCUUAUCCACUAAACGAUUGCCAUAUCUAUAAAGUGAAAGGUUCAUUAUGCAUCCCAAUAUCAAGCAAACAUACAUACAAAGUGACAGCCCGAGUUCCUUCCUGGCACCAUAAUCACUGCAGCAAGUUUGGAGUGUUACUGUAAUACGUACUCUUCUCAAGCACUAUCUGUCUGCCAUCAAAACAGGUUUGUGGACAUUAUACUAAUGGACCACCUAUCCCCGGUGCCUGUUUCCUUCCAAUAUUUCGGCUGGCCCUACUAUAGGAAGCAUCCCUAAGCAAGGCACAACGUCUGAUAUGAUGCUAGAGUGCCUGCUUCAUUGCCAACACAUGGGUGUUAGAAUGGAAACCCUUCUAAAGCGUGUUAACAUCUGAUUGAAAAUGAAACAUUUUUUUAAGCAGACAUAACAAGCUGUGUGAGUCCCAACCAGGGGAGGUGUGGCCAGAGCUAUAUGGAAAGAAACAAAGGUUUUAACUCCUAAUUGAUGGAUAAUUUAACAGUAAGACUGCAGGGGGAUGAUCUAUACGUAUAGUUGAUGCCUAUAGUAACCUUUAAAAUGUUCUUUAAAUACAUACAUCUGCUAGUAAUGCGACUAGCACAAUGUAAAAAUUAAAUGGUCUCUCCUUUAAAGAAACACUCUGAGCAUAUAAUUACUACAGCUCCGUUUAGGGGAUUUUAGUCUCUAGGCAAAGUACUGCAGUUUUAUGUCAAGCUGUUUAGAAGUAGAUUAAUAACAUAGUGUCUCUCAUUUGCACCUGGAGAUCUCCCCCUCCUGCUAUAUUGAUUGAACAGAAUUUACACUAACUCAUUAUCAAUGUCCAUUUUAUCCAGCCUGGACGACAGUGACUGACUGAGAGUGCUGGGUUAACCUGCUUCCAGCGCUUUUGGCCAAUGUCUUCUUCUAAAUGUAAUGAUGGCCAAUGUCCUCCUCUAAUGUAAUGAGGAUUGUUAAGUAAACCAAAUGUGCAGUACUUAUAAAGUCUUGUCGAACACUUUACAGAAACACACAAACACACAGGAGUGUCUUGACAGAUUAAAAUGGUUUGUGAAAUUUAUAUGUGGUAAAAAUGUAAUCCAGAUUUGAACAUUUCCUAGGCGAGUAUCAGCCAUCCGACAUAGCCUACUAAGAUUGGUGGUCCUCUCAUGCAACGGGAGAAAGUUAGCAUUCAGAUCUGCCCUUUAGAGUGGAAUCAGUCUUGUGUGCAUAUGUUUUAGUUUCUAGAACUGAGUGGGGGAACCAAGUGAAAGGCAAACUCCAUGUUUUGGCUUGCUUGUGAAAUUUUACAUGUGAAAGCUUUGGUAAUGGUUUCUCAGUUCAAGAUAAAGUCAUAAAACAUAGAUUUUUGUAUAAUGGGCAAACAUAUCGCAUUGAAAACAAUCAACGUUUUAUGACCGAUUAACACCAAAUGAUUCUUUUAAAAAAAAAAUAUUUUGUAUAAUGGGCAAACAUAUCGCAUUGAAAACGUAUUUUAAAAAAAGAAUCAUUUGGUGUUAAUCUGUCACUUUAUGCACAAAUACAUGCAGUGCAUUCGGGACAAAUACAUCGUGGUUUCUUAUAUUUUAAACUCAAUGAUGGUAUGUGAAGGCUUCACAUAUUGAUUUUCAUUUAAAAAACUUUCAUAAGUGAUUGUUAUUAAAGCAUCUGGAUUUUCAAUUUUAAGGAUAACCAUUUUCUUUUUAUCUUGGCAAGAUGUGGAAAAAAUAUCAGAUGUAUAAAAGAAAGCAGCUGUAGUAAUUUAAAUUGGUUUUGCCAGACAUAUGUUUCUAAUUUUAAGGUUUAUUUAUUUUUUUCCUCCUUGGAUAUUGUUUAAUGUUUUUAACUCCUUCAUGCCGUUAGCUCCUUAUGUAACGUCCUGUAGUUCUGCUGUGAUAGGUUUAAAUCACUGCUCACUCCCAUUAAAAUUAUACCGCCGUCGCCAAAAUUAUAUUGAUAAUUUCUUUGUCAGUGGGCAAACGUUCGAAAUCAGCAGGGGAUCAAAUACUUUUUUCCCUCACUGUACAAGGCAUUUAGCAAUCAGGACUGAUUCGUUAAGCAAUAUUCUUGCUCUUGCUUGCAUUAUGUGUGUGUGUUGGCUAAUGCAAGUGCACUUACAGUAUUCUGUGCAAAACUGACCCAGGAAGCACCUCUAGUGACUGUUUAGGAGUUUCUGUCCCUGCAGCCCUAGCCACACCUUCCCUGCCUGUGACUCUCACAGCCUGCAUGAAAAAAAAAUAAAAAUCAUUUCAACUAGAUAACUUGCUUUAGAAGUUUCUAUCUCCUGCUGUUUAAAUUGAACUUUAAUGACACACAGGAGGCUCCUGCAAGGUCUAACAAGCUAUUAAUAGUGCAGGAGAUAAGAAAUUUUAAAUUAACCUCUUAGUGAUCGUAGACGUGCAGGGUACGUCAGCCCAAAAAAUGGUCGUCAAAGACUGCACACGUACCCUGUACGUCCGCGGUCAAAAUGAGCGCUGGAGAUGAUCGUGAUCGCUUCCAGCCGCUCUAAGGGUAUUACAAAAUGCCUCUAUCGGGGCAUCGUGGAAUACCCUCCUCAUUGCCGGGCACCCGAGUUAUCGCUCCCCUUGGAGCUAUCACUGCCGGGUUGCUGCUCGUGGCGCCCAGCAGUGUAGUGCAGAGCAUCGGAAGCCUUCAGACAGUCUUCCGAUGCACUGACUGUAUUGAGUUCCUCGAGGGGUCGAGGCACUCAGUAAAUGUAAAGGGGGAAAAAAAAUGUAAUUAAAAAACAAAAUAUUAAAAACCCACCCUCCCUCCCCAUUUACUUACCGAUCGCUACCGUUCCCCCGCCGGCAAUCGGUCUUCUUCUGAUGGGUUAAGCCCAGACAGUCCCCCCCUUUGCAAUUUAAGACCCCCAGGGGCCAUGUGACCGCUCUAAAUAGGUAGCUUCAACAUGGAUGCUGUCCAGGAGGUGGGAGGGUCUGGGAGGGAGGGCUGCUGGAGAUUGGCCGGGAUGUGUCAGCUGACCGGAGUUCGCGGCGAACUGUUCGCGACAUCACUAGUCCCCAACUACAAAAGUUCGCGAACGGUUCGAGACAUCACUAUUGGGGACAAUAAGCAGAGUUAAAGUAGUGGUGGUACAAGUAGGUUGUGAUGUGCCAAAACCAACGCUCAGGUAGGCCUGUAAAAGUGGGCCCACUAAGUGAAUGCUUAAUAAAGGGAGCGGUGGGUGGGCUUAACCAGGAAAUCUCGGCCCAGAGGAAGGGGAGGCCUGUGAAUUUAUAGGCCGGACAAACCCCUCCCACAACUACAGGCUCCGCCUUUCCAUUUGUAGUCUGGGACAUUAAGCCGAGUUAUAGUAGUGGUGGUGGUGGUGGUGGUACAAGUUGGUUGUGAUGUGCCGAAACCGAUGUUCAAGUAGGCCUGUAAAAGAGGGCAAAAAGUUUAACAAUUUAAUCCUUAGUAGGUGUUGACAUUACAUAACCAGUACUUUAAAUGCCUGCCUCAGUUCCCUCUCCGUUUGAGGGAUAUCUGGUGUAUGCAGACAAUUUUAUUCUAACUGUGUUUUGAUAUUAAUACAUAUAAUUUCAUUCUAUGUAUAUCUCCUUAACGACCGUGGACGUACUAGGUACGUCCGACAAAAAACGGUCGUUAAGGACGUCUGCGGCAAAUAGGAGCCCUGGACUUAUCUGGAUUGGCAAUCCGCGACAAUCACAGUCUGGGGGGGACUGCCGGAGACCCCAGCAGUCCCCCUGCAGCAGCUCCGGUCCUCCAGGGCCAUGUGAUCACCAUGAUCACAUUGCUGCAAUAGGACUCUAGGAGCUGCCAGCAUGGGGACUGUCUGAGCUGUCAGGCAGUCCCCUGGGCUGCUAAAAAAAAAAAAAAAUGUUAUACAUAUAUAUGUAGAUAUCCAAGAUUUGCAACGGGCAACAGUGUCAUUUAUACCUGGAGUGCAAGCAUAUUGGAUUUUUCGUGUGUGUGUGAUUGAUAGAGAUAUAUAUAUAUAUUGUAUAUAUCUCCAUCCCUAUAUUGACCCUGUAACUUUCAAAAACACCAUAAAACCUGUACAUGAGAUGUAUUGUUACACUCGGGAGACUUUGCUGAACACAAAUAUGAGUGUUCUAAAUCAGUAAAACUUAUCACAAAGAUGAAAUCACCAGUAAAAGUGCAGUUUUUGUGCAGUUUUUGUGCAAAAAACUUGGGCGGAUCUUGCCAGAGCUCCGAGCCACAAGCACCUAAAACUCUCGAUACCGGCUCCAACUACGCUUCACAGACAUCGGGAAGGGCAGAUUGAACAUCAGGACGGCAAAACACCGCACCUGCGCUCCCAAGGCCUACCACGUGGGCAGACAGAUCCGUGAGCUAGAGGGGAUUUACCAGGCAUGGAGUGCCGCCAUGACAUCGGAUCCACACACAGCCACACUGUCGAAGAAAUUGGUAAAAAGUCGCAAAAACAGACUCCUCUCACACCAAGAGAUAUAAGACUCAUGCUACAGACGCCCAUACCUUCCCAAGCCUCAGGCUGAUAGGCUUCACCAUCCAUGCAGUAUGGGGAAGAACUCUCCCACAGCCUGACACAGCAUGCACUAGACAGAGUGACCUUACAGGCAGCGGAGAACUCUGCACCAGCCACUAAACAGGAUACCCAAACCAUGCUAAACAGCCUGCAACAUAAUCUACAGCAAAUGUGGAAGGCAGACUUGGCAUUAAUGGCUACGGAAGUACAAGCUGUGACAGAGCGUACCCGAGCCACAGAGGAGGAUGUCGUGGAACUUAAACAGGGACUGCAAUCUCUUGGCAACAAGGUGCACCAACUACAAAUGGCACACACUGCCAUCACAAGGCAAGUUAACGCCCUUGACGAUAGAGACAGGAGGAAGAACAUAGAAGAACUUACCCAUUUUGUCAGACAACUGGUAGCCACCAUACUGCCAACGAAACAAGCUAAACGUUUCUCCUUUGAUGGGGUAUACCGCAUUGCUAAAUCACCCCAAGCUCCUGCAACGGCACCCUGGGAUAUCAUAUUGAGAUUCCAAAACCUGUCUGAUAAAAUUGGUUUAAUGAUGGCCCUUAAAGGAAAGACUCCCCUUGAAUUUGAAGCAUGUACGAUUUCCCUCUUUCAGGAUUUAAGCUGAACCACGCUGUUAUGGUGCAAGUCUAUGCAGCCCAUUACAACAGCCCUACAAAAAGCAGGACUUCCUUACAGAUGGGUGACCCCGGGUACUCUCCUGGUUACUGAGGAUGGGAAAACGUAUAAGGCAGCUGAUCCCCAAGAAGGUCCAGCACUACUAAUAGCUUUGGGACUGGAUGACCACAAAGCUUUGUCGACAGAUCUACCUCAGACUCACCAGUGGAAUGUGGCAGACAUACCACCAUUUGUCCCCAGAGACAGUCGAAGUUCUGCAAUCUGAUGCUGCAGUGACAUAACCAAAAGUUUCUAAAAUAUUGUGCCUUUUUUUAAUGUUUUUAUGUCCUUAGGUAACAUUCUUUUGGUUUGUUUAUGGUAGUUAUAAGGGGUCUAGAACCCUGCUCUACCUGGCGCCCAUACACAUGUGAGGCCCUCAAAGGCCGUAACAAGUGACAUCAUAUCCAACUCUUGUGACAUAGCCUCCCCCCCACUACCCUGUGGUAUAUGGGCACUACCCACUUUGGAACCCUAACUUAACCGCCCACGCAAUAUAGAAAAUCAUUCCAUACCAGACAGACCAGACCGGGCACACCUAGCGCUAACAUAGCUUCAGCUCCUAACACACUAGCCUAACCACCAUGUUUCUAAUCCGAAAUAGCUCCUAAGUUUAGCACUCUUAGGGAUAGGGGACCUAUAUCUGCCUCAUAAACUCUGCCCGGAUUGUUCAACACCCCAAACGAAUCGAUAAACACUACUGAUGAGUUUCCCGCAAAGCUUACAUAAUAUGUUGGUACUUUUCUAGUAGUUCUAAGACAUUAUCAAGCCUCGACAACACAGCCUGUAUUCAUCCACGUUGAUCCUAACGAGCGGUCAACCAUAUCUGUAGACAGAUAUGCUCUUUGAUACAACUACACUAUACGUCAUGUGCAAGCUUAGUGAAACCAUGUUUCCUUAUAUACCUAGUCUGCACAAGCUCAAAAGGGGCAAUCCCUUCUACAUACAGGUAUCCAUCACUGUAAUUGAAUGAUACACAAUAGCUUGUUUAAAAGUAAAAGGUGUACUAACAGGACUAGUCACUACAGCUGGUAGUAUUUCAUGAUGACCCAAGCAGGUUAGCAAUCCCUCCUGCAUACAGAAGUGCCCUUAGACACAUUCGAAUCAAAAGUGCUGCAUUUGCCAGGGAAUAAAAGAUGUUAUAAACAUGACAGCUAGUAACAAUUGUCUAGACCUCUAUCAAAAGAAAAUGUACAAUGUUCAUAAAUGUCACACCUCAUGCAGCUAAGACAAUUGUCUGCUGACUUAUAUUUGCCGUUGUGGCUUUUUUUUUUUUUGUAUCAAAAUUGUCAUGAGUUGCACCAAAAAUAAAGAACUAUAAAAAACAAAACUGAACAAACUGAAUUGGGCAAGCCCUAUAUUGACCAUGUAACUUUAAAAAAAAAAAAAACCACCAUAAAACCUGUACAUGGGGGUUAUUGUUAUACUCAGGAGUCUUUGCUGAACACAAAUAUGAGUGUUUAAAACCGUAAAACUUAUCGAUUAAAUCACGAGUAAAAGUGCAGAUUUUGUGUUAAAAAUGCAAAAAACAAAUAAAAAAGCUAACUUUGGCCAGCAUUUGUGGCUUAGUGGCUACUAAAAAAGACUGGACAUACCCCAUUUUGAAUACCGUGGGUUGUCUACUUUUACAAAGGGUAUGCCAUGAUGGGGUUAAUUUUCAUUCCUGGGCUGCUAUACGGUCUCAAAGGCAACUCAAAGGCAACAUAGGCACAGCAAACCAAUCUGGCAAAUUUCAAUGUGCAAACAUGGAAAAAGGGGAAAGCCCUACAUUUGACCCCCUGUAAGUUUGCAAAAACCCAUAAAACCUGUACAUUGGCACUGUUUUACUCGGGAGAUAAUGCUGAACACAUAUUGGGGUGUUCUUUGUAAGUAACACAUAACAGGAACUGAGAAUCAAUGCCUAAAGUACAAUGUGAGCGAAAAAUAACACAAGAAAUGACUACCCAAAAACAAACAAAGACUGGUGGUAGAAUUAGUUCAUGGAAAGUGUUAAAAUACCACCAUUUGAAAUACCCUAGGGCUGUGGUCGGCAUCCUUUUAGUAGUACUGUGCCAAAUGGAGAUUUUGAAGACCAUUGGCGUGCCGGCACUAUUUUGUAAAAUUGAGUGUGUAUAUUGCUGUAUUCUGCUUGUGUUAUUUGUGGGUGUUGCAUUUGCUUUGCAGCAUUGUAUUUGUGCCUAUGUGGCCUGUUACAUUGUAUAGAAUAAGUUCAGGAGUAGUUUGUGGAAUUGUGCAUGAGUGUGCAUGAUACCUAUGAAUGUGGGCUAUGUAAAGGGGCUAAAUAAAAAAAAUUACCUGUGCUCUUUCCAAAUCCCUAUGCAUAUUUAAACAGAUUGAGGUUAUUUAGCUGCUUCAAUGACCAUUAGAGGGAUGCCCACCUGCCACGUCAAGGCAAACCUCUAAGGUGGGUCCUACACUAACCAUUCACCUUGCUUCCUUGAGCUUCAGGCAGAGAUAUCGCUAAUGAGACAGAGAGUGGUAUUUUUCUAAACCGCUACAUACUUAUUAACCCUUAAUAGGAAAAACAUGGGAUGGACGGCAGCAUUGUAACAUACUGUGUGAUACAAAAGUGAAUACAAAAACAAGUCCUGCGCUCAAGCUCCCACUACUCUUGGGCAGCAGCAGUCACCAUAGUACACAACAGCCCCAAUACAUACAGUAAAAAACAAAGAAAAAAAGUUACCUGCGCUCUUCCAAAAUCCCUAUGCAUAUUUAAAUAAAUGGAGGUUAUUUAGUAACUCCAAUGGCCAUUAUGUAUAGGGGCUGCUUGUGGAAUUGUGUGUGGAUGACCUGUCACAUUUUGUGUUUGGUUUGGGGAUUUGUGUGUGUAUGUGGAUAGUCUAUGGUGUUCUGUUUGUGGGGACUGUGUAUUUCUAUGUGGACUGUUACUAUUAUUUGUAGAAGUGUGAGGCUUAUUCUGCAGCUUGGUGUUUAUCUAGCAGUGUGGGUGACUUCCCUGGGGUCAAGAAGGGACCGGGCUAGCCAGGUACAGGUCAAGGGCAGGAGCUGCAAUAGCUGAGGCGGAUUGCUCUACUCUAGUGCAGGGUUUUGUUCACCAGUGCUGGGAUAUAGUGAUCUGAGAUCACUUCCUCUAAAUGCUGCAAUGCGUAAAUUGAGGAUUGCCGAUCACCACCUGCAAUCACCACUCACUUUACACGAAGAACUCCUGAUAGGCCGUACCUGUUUGGUUCUAGUAGCCUUGAGUGCCGUACAAAGGCACUCCAAGUUCAAUGCAUGGCACACGUGCUGUAGGUUGCUGACCCCUGCCCUAGGGUGUCUACUUUUCAAAAAUAUAUGGUUUGAUGGGGGUAAAUUACAUUGGCCGGUUUAAAAAAUGUCCCAAAUAGGACAUGGGUGCAUGAUGACCAGCUGUGAAAAUUCCAAGUUGGAAAACUGGAAUGCACACCGUUCAAAUAAGGUCUUUUAGCCCCCAGAGAACCCGACACACCUGUACAUGGGUGGUAUCACUGUACUCAGGAGAUGUUGCUGAACACAUAUUGGGGUGUUCUUCGGCAGUAACCCAUAAAGUUCUCUGUAAAUUUAUUCUUAAAUUGGGAAGUGUGUCAAACAAAAAUCACUAUUAUUAUUAUUAUUAUUUUUUUUUUUUAAACAUUUGAUUGGUGGUAAAAUGGGAGCAUAAAAAGAGUCAAUAUAUCCCAAGUGUAAUACCUUAGGUUAUCUUCUUUAAAAAAAAAAAUAACUUGUGAAGGGUUAUUCAGGGAUUGUUGACAGAUAUCAGUGUUACAAUUUAACAUUAAUUUUAAGGGGAAAAAAUGGUGUUGAAAUAGCAAAGUGCUACUUAUUGCACUUAUUGCCCUAUAACUUUCCAAAAAAAGCUAAGAGCAUGUCAACAUUGGGUAUUUAUAAACUCAGGACAAAAUUUAGAAACUAUUUAGCACGGGUGUUUUUUGGCAGUCGUAGAUGCGUAACAGAUUUUGGGGGUCAAAGUUAGAAAAAGGGUGGGUUUUUAAAAAAAAAUUCAAUUUUAUAAAAAAUUUUAAUAGUAAAUUAUAUGAUAUGAUGAAAAUAAUCGUAUCUUUAGAAAGAACAUUUAAUAGCGAGAAAAACUGUAUAUAAUAUGUGUGGGUACAGUAAAAGGAGUAAGAGGAAAAUUACAGCUAAGCACAAACAAUCAGAAAUGUAAAAAGAGCCUUGGUCCCAAAUGGUAAAAAAAAAAAUUGAAAACUGGUCUGGUCACUAAGCGGUUAAACAGACUGUGCAAUAUAGAAAGUAUAAACAUUAAAUGUCACUUUGCAUGAAGUGUUUAGGAAGGCUUAAUGUAGUUGUUUGGGAGUGUGUAAGUAUGUCUCUGUUGGCUUUUUAAUGUAAACACCGUCUUUUCUCCACGCUCUGCAUGGAGGCGCUGAGCAUUCCUCAUAAAGAUGUAUUGUUUCAAUGUAUCUCUAUGAGUAGAUGCUGAUUGGCGCAGGGCUGCCACGCACGAGUAAUAACCUCCCAAUGCUUUGCUAUGGGCAGCGCUGGAAGAAAAGUAAGUAAACACGCCUUUCACUGUAACGACUGGGAGUCGGAGGCCUAAAUCUCACUAUAAGAACUAGUAUGUUAGGAAUACGUUUGUAUUCCUGACACUGUAGUGUUCCUUUAAGCUAAAGUUGAUUUGACGACGAUGGUAUCCCCUAAAAUUUGGGACUAAGUAAAGAGUUUGUUUAAGUUUUUGGAGAGAUUAAAUUUAGGUUUUAGGGGGAAAAAGGGAUUUUUAGGGCAUAUGGAGUUUGAAAUGUAUACAAAGUACUCACUCUCCUAUGACUGAUAGUAGACCUACAGGAGCUCUUAGUGUGAAUCACUCUGUGCUGUCUCUGCUCUAACUGCAAGACAUUUUCUGUGUGAGAGGAUGUUAGUGGGCAGAUAGGAAGUGAUCCCUUACACGCCCUGUCCAGCUUCACACACAGACACUUGAUAAACUCGAGCAGAACAGUGUUUUACAUAUUCUAUAACCAGGGCCGGACUGGGAAAAAAAUUUGGCCCGGGCAUUUUUUUAUCACAGCGGCCCACUAAGAAGGGGGAGGGGCAGAGAGGGUGUGUUUUGUCAUCACUCAUGACAAACAUGCCCCCUCUCAAAGUGAGCAUGUUGGUUCAAUGCUCUUCCAGGGCAGACCAUGCACAGAGCUCUGCUGAAGAGCUCUAGCAUGAGAAAAAAGCCCUGUAUUUGUUCUGCACAGUGCAAGCAAAUUUAAUAACAUGCUUGCACUGUGUUUCCUUGCAACUUGUCUCUGGUGUCUCUAUAAAUGGAUACCAGGAGACAAAAGGGCCAGGAAAGAGUAUUGUGCAUGUGUUUGGAGCCUGCUUGUGGUAUUGCGUGUGUGCAGAGUGAGCUGGUCGUGGUGUGGUAUUGUGUAAUAAGGUUGGUUUUAGUCGUGUCGUGUUGUGUUUGUGGUGUAAUGUAAUGCAUAUGUGGCAUGGGGCUGUAGAGAAUGUGUGUAUAGGGGAUGUAACAAGUGUGUGCAUACAGGCUAUAGUGUGUGUGUGUGUGUGUGUGUAUAGGUGAAGUGUAGUGUUUGUAGAGAGUGUGUGUUCAGGAAAUGUAGUAUGUGUUUGCUUACAAAGAAUCUAGUGUGCGUAUAGGGGAUCCAGAGUGUGUGUGUGUGUGUGUGUGUGUGUGUAUAUAUGUGUGUGUGUGUGUUUGAAGGACCCAGAAUAUGUAUAGGAGAGCUAGUGAGCGUGCGUAUAUAACUGAUUCAGAGUGUAUAUAGGGAUCUAGUGUGUGUGUGUGUAUGUGUGUAGUUGAUCUAGUGUGUUUCUGGAAUGUAAUGUGUUUACGGGUGCUGUGUGUGUGUGUAUAUAUCUGUAUAUAUGUGUGUGUGUGUGUGUGUGUGUGUGUAUGUGUAUAUAUAUAUAUAUAUAUAUAUAUAUAUAUAUAUAUAUAUAUAUAUAUAUAUAGUAACAAACCACCUCUUUUAUAGGUAGGAUUGUCACAGAUCUUGCAGUAACCACAGCCUUCUAGGGUAUACAAAGUCCAGGACACAUUCAGCUCGGUUUUCCUUUUUAUUCAAUAAGAAAACAGGUGCUUUAAAUAACAAAACAAACAAAAUCCCUUGCUCUUACUAGACAGGAAUUGCUAUCUGCAAUUGGGUGGCUUUCCCACUUACCAAUUUUCCAAACAAAAGAAAUGUCUUUGCAAUAAACACAAUUGUCAUUCACUCUCCUAGCUGUCUUUUCCUCCCUCACUCUGCAGCAGGCUGCCCUCUUCUUUUAAAGGCCUGUCUACUAAUUGACUAGCUACAGGUGAGUGCCAAUUAGUUAACUCGUAAGUCAGAUCCAAAUAGUGGUCUGUUACACAGCAACUAGUGCUGUUGGAGCACUGGCCCACCCUGCUCUCCAAAUACUCCGCCCCAGGGACCCAGACCAUGUUUUGCAGAGCAUCAGCUAUGCAUUUUGCAAACUUUAACAUCUCUCCCUGGGGCAUUUAACUGAAAAUCCUCUGGUUGCUGUUUAGCAAAUCAGGCCUGAUGUAUCUUCCAUCAACCACUAUUCCACUUUUACGCUCAAUAUAUAUAUAUAUAUAUAUAUAUAUAUAUAUAUAUAUAUAUAUAUAUAUAUAUAUAUAUAUAUAUAUAUAUAUAUAAAAAAUGUUUGGAAGUAUUGUGUAUGUGAGGGUGCUGUAUGUGAUUGAUUUGUGUGAGGGUGCUGUGUGUGUGUGUGGGUGGGUGCUGUGUGAGUGCUGAGUGUGAUAGUGCUGUGUAUGAUGUGAUGUGUGUGUGAGUGCUGAGUGUGAUAGUGCUGUGUAUGAUGUGUGUGAGAGUGCGUGAGCUGUGUGCUGAGUGUGAGUGAGUGCUGUAUGUGAGAGUGCUGUGUGUGAGAGUGCUGUGUAUAAAUGUUGUGUGUUGGGGGGUAAAUAUACAAAUAAAAAAACUAAGCAGGCAUUAAACCCCCCUCCCUUCUUACCUUUAGCCUGGGAGGGGGGGGACAUGCACGUGGUGUCUGGGAGGGGAGGCACCGGCACUCGCACACCAUCCCUGGUGGUCCAGUGGUGAGUGAGGGCUAGAGUUCACUCUCGCGAGAUUGGGGCGUUGCCAUGGCAACGCUCCUGAUCUCGCGAGCGGAACCCGGCGAAGCUGCAAGAUAGAGCUCCGCCGGGUCCUCUCCCUCCCUCCCCAGCCGCAGGUCUAUUUAAAUGGGCCGGUGAGGGAGAUCUUUGAUCUCCCCACCGGCCCUCCAUGGAAUACAGCGGGGCAGGCGCUCGGAUAGUGCCGGCCCUGCAUAGACCGGCAGGGGAUGUCCUGUGACCUCCCCUGCUGGCCUCGGCCCAUGGCCAGCGCGGCCCACCGGGCAUUUGCCCGAUUGCCAGUCCGGGCCUGUCUAUAACUAUUCAGGAGAGGCACCUAUAGGCAGGUGUCUAGGCUGCGUAAUGGGGAAUCUGGCCCUGAGGUCCAGAGCUGGGUCAAAUUUGUGUCCUCACACUUGCCUAAAAAUACAGAAAGAGCGUGUGUGGAAGAUCCUGUGAACCCUUCACAGAUCUCAUGCAUGAACAAAUAGAUGUGUUGUGCAUUGAGAAAAAUAAAUAAAUUCCAUUUUCCUUUUAGCAAUCUAUUGCUGUCACUGAUGGGAAAUUGCAAGGCAGGACAGCUGAGAGUCAGUAUUUGUGGCUUGCCAUAUUCACCAUUUUCAAACGGAUACCUUAGGGGAAAUUAAUCUCCACUGUCCACUGAAAUUCACAUAUAACUCUAUAUUUAAAAAUGUUGUUAUUGUCUUGAUUGAAAGAAUAAUUUUGCAGUUACUGGUUUGGUUUUAACUGAAUGUGUGGAUACUUGUAAUAUAGGUUACUAAACUGUGCCUGUUGCAAUCAUAAGUAUAGUUUGCAGCAAUUGAAUUGAAGUCCUGUUUUUUUUUUUGUUUUUUUGCUUUGUAUUAUACAAAGUUACUACAUUUGAUUUGCACUAUAUGGUGUAUUUUAUUUUACAUGCUUUUUCCUCUUGUUGGAGGAUUUUGAACACCAAAGAUAUGUAUCCAUUAAUUAUUUGUCACCGCUACAUUUACUGUAACACUGAGGUUUUAAAUAUACCCUGCAGAUGGGGAAUGAGAAAACACAUUCUUUGAAUGUGUUGUAGAGGCUCUGUUUCAAUGAAAUGACUAAUUGCAGUGUUCCAUUAAGUUGACUAAAAAAGCUCUACGGCAAAAAAAAAAUCACAUUGCGUGCUUUCCUUGUACUCAGUGGCUUUGAAGUAAAUACAUGAUCCCCAUUACUCUGUGUGGGGUUGUUACAAUGUUGUGACCAGGCUAACAGUUGGGUGCAGGAAAUUUCUCAUGACUUCUUUAUUAUCCCAUCCUCCCAUUUUUGUGUAUUUGCUUUGUAGAAGCACAUUUUUAGAUUGUAAUUUGCAUGACUUCCUGUAUUUGGGCAACAUUCAUUUUAUCUUUAUCUUUUUGCUUCUUUGAAGUGUGAAUUGUCGGGAAUAUGUUGCCAUAAUAGCCGAACUGAAAGAACAUGCUUCCAUUUGGGUCUGAAAUUUGAUUUCAAUUCUCCACAACUCACACUUUAGUAGAUAACAAUGUAAUCCUUUAUACUAACAUAUUUGUUUCUGCUUACAUGCUUGGUAGCUGAUGAGGUUGGGGCAGUUCAUUGGCAGCAUCACUGUGUGCCCUUACCAACCGAGUUUGGACAGUAAUGUUUUUUGCUCAAGCACUGAGAGAGAUUUUUUUUGAAAAUUGUACCGGAAUUCUUGAUAGGGUACCCUCAACCUCUACAGAAAAAGUGUCUCCCCGCAUUUAGCUGUGAAUGACUGCUCGCGACUUAGGGAUUCAUAGAAACUUCUGCUCAAAAUAAAAUUGCAUUUCUCAAUAAAAGUACAUUCUGUUUAGGCUUAAUAAUAAUAAUAAUAAUAAUAAUAAUUAUUAUUAUUAUUAUUAUUUUUUAGACUUUUCUAGAAUAAAACUUAAAAAUUUUUUUUUUUACUAUUAUUAUUAUUAUUAUUAUUAUUAUUAUAAUUCGAUUUACUUCUUGCUUGGCUUUUGCAUGAGGCAUUGGUUAUAUCAGAUGUUAAUUAGGGAAAAAUGUAACUAAAUUACUGACCAUGGAAGCAUAAACACUUGGGUCAACACCGCCCCACACAGCAGGUGGGACAGAAAAGUAACCAAUUUUUAAAUUUUUUUUUUAAAAUCUCCCUUUUCAUACUACUCUGUCAUUUUUUUGUUUUUGUGUUUUCCUCCCGUGUCCUCCAAACAGCAGGUGUAUGGGACCUAUUUCGCAGGCCAGGUUCUAAUUUCGUGUUUGCCAGACCACUUCUCUGAAAAGGCACAGUCAGAAAAAGUCAACCUCUACAUUCCUGAUGCCCCAGUGUACAGCUAUUUUACUUUCUAAAUGACACAGCUGGAUGUGGCGUUACACCUCUGCAGCUGUGUUAUUUAACUCUUUAUGUGCAGUGUUUGUCAGUGAAAUUGCUGAAGUGGUCAUGGUGUUCAUGGUGUUUGGAUUAACCUUUUAAAGCCUCAGCCCCGCAUCAUACAUACCACUAAUUUCUCUGUAAAACAUUUCUUCUGUACAGCAAGUCCUCUUGUCGGCUUGUGAUGAAGGAAAUAGACCAGAUUGCAUGGUAUAAACUGUAGCAGCAAGCAUUCUUAUCAUAUAACCGUACAUAGCAGUGUAUGACCAUAUACUUUUAAAAAAAAAUAAUUUUGUAGAAAUGGAAGCAUUUACAUUACUCUCUUUCAACCUUUCCUUUUACCAUCGAUAUAGACGGUGUAAUUCUUGUGCAGGAUGUAAUCCAGAUGUUUGAAUUGUGAUCUAGUUGUAUAUUGGCUGAAUAAAUUAUUUAUAUACAGGCCAGUCUGUUUAUUUAAUGUGUUCUGCCAAUGCUCUUGUGUGUAAGUAAUGUUUGGAGUGAUGCAUUUACUGCAAGUGCCCCUACACGACCAGCGUUCAGCUAACAUUGUCAAACUGAUUACUUAAUUUAGGCAAUGUCAUUUUUAUGCAAUAACCGCUACGAAAAUCUACAAACUAUGGAUUUUUUUGUUUCUGUUACCAGCUCUUGGUUAAUGAUUGCUGUCUUUCUCAUAUUGAAAGAGUAUUGUGUCGCACAGUCCAUUGCAGUGCAUAAAGUAAAAUAGAAUAAUUUGAACUUAAUCCACCUGCAUACUAUAUUACAUUUUAAAUGUAAGAUUGCUUAUACGUGAGCUUUACAUUUCUGUUUCUUGAAAUUUAAAGUAUAUUGAAUUAAAACGGAAGUGAUAAAAAAAAUUAUGAAAUUCUCAUACUGACUUUUGUAAAUUCACUGACUACUUUGUCUGACACUUCUAGACACUGGGCGGCGCUAACACUGUCUAGAAGUGUCAAUCCCCCAGCCGCCACUAGUGACAGCUGCAGAGAUAAAGGAAUUUGUAUGUACAUAGUUUCUCUUUUUGUUUAAACAUUGUUGGGGAUCUGCGCAUCUCACCUUACUGCACUUACGCCAUAUCAUGUUGAAGACCUGCUUGUCUCACCACUCCUUUUCUAUGGAUGGAAAAUGUUCUUAAAGUGAAACUAUAGUGCCAGGAAAAAAAAGCUGUGUCAUGCAUAGUGUGAAGACGUUGAGCGUCUGUUAGGCGACUAAAAGUCGCCUAUUGAUCCGGAAGUCCAUCUAGAGCCACUAGAGGAGGAGUUAACCCAUAAAGGUAAUUACUGCCGUUUAUAUCCUUUCCAAGGUUAAGAGUACUGGGACACUGCACCCAGGUCAUUCAAUCAGCUGAAGUGAUCUGGGUGCCUAUAGUGUCCCUUUAAUGAAAAAGAAAUUUAGCAUGCAUGGCAUUAAUGCAAUGGGCACAUUGAGCUUCAUUCAUGCAGGUAAAUAAAAAAUACCUCAAGGAGGGGAUGCAAUUUAUAGUGCCCAAAAGGGUUUUGAAAGUGGCAUAUGGUAACAGUGGCUGCACAUAUGAAAUCUGUGUUCAUCAGGUUUAAGGUUACAUCAAGGAAUUAGGCAGGCACAUGAUUUAAAAAUGAGUAGAAAUGCAGGCGAUAAGGAAUAUAAGGCCUUGUAAUAUAAACAUGCCGUGCCGUGAGAUCAGUUUAAAAAUUAAUCCUUUUUAAAUGUAGGCUGUGUCAGUCACAGCCAGGGGAGGUGUGGCUAGGACUGCUGAAACAGAAACAAAAGAGUGAAUUGAACAGCGAAACUGCAGGAACAUCUAUACACUAUAAACUACUUCAUUGAGCUAACCUUGUUUUUAUUAUCCAUUUAAUGAGUAAAGCUCCAUUACACCAGCUUUUAUGAAGUCACAUAUUCAAGGCAUACUAUAGGCAUCAUAACCUCUUUAGCUUAAUUUAAGAGAUUUUAGUGUAUAGAUCCUGCUCAUGCAGUCUCACUGUUCAAUUCUCUGCCAUUUAGGAGUUAGAUAACCUUUGUUUCUGUCCUUGCAGGUCUAGCCACACCUCUCUUUUCUGUGACUGGCACAGUCUACACAGUAAAAACAGUUUAAUUUCAACCAGUACAGUACAGUGUGCCUGUUUUUAGAUUUUUAUUUUUUUAAUCUCCUGCUUAGUUAAUUGAACUUUAAUCACACACGGAGCUCCUGUGGGCUCUAGCAGGCUAUUAACCGAGCAGGUUAUAAGAAAUUCUUAAUUACGCAAACUGUGCGACAAAGGAAGUUUAAAUAUUUGUUUUCUGUUUACAGGAAAUGUGUGGGGAGACUGUGUAGGUCACAUAGACAGGAGGUCUGACUAGAGUUGCGUAAAUAAAGUGAUUUAGCUCCUGAAUAGCAGAAAUUUAAGUUGUUUGCCUCAGGGUCAUAAUUAAUACUCCAAAACCACUCCAGUGAAGCUAAAGUUGUUUUGGUGCAUAAAGUGUCCCUUUAAAGUAUGUAUGUGUGUAUAUAUAAAUAUAGCUUUAUCAGUCUGUCUGUAUGUGUAAUGUGUGUAAUCAUGUAAAUUUAUGUAUUUUACUAAUUAUUAUUAAUUCAAACCGCUGUCUUAUUUCUGAAUAUCUAGUGAACAACUGAAAUAAUUAGUAGUUUUUAAAAUGUAUUUAUAGAGGAACACCUAUACAAUAUUCAUGAAUGAUAAACAUGCCUUCUAGGCUGCCCUUGUGUUCUAAAUAUAGUGAAAUGUGAUCUUUGUCUUACAGGGCAGCUUUAGAAGACGUGGAAGGAGAUGUAGCAGAACUUGAACUGAAGCUUGAUAAGGUAAAAACCUUCAGUCUCCAAUGUGUUACCAUGCUAAAUUUACCUUUCUAGGUGUUCCCUUACCAUACACAGUCAGUGCUUGCUUUCUAUGUAUACAUGUGUGAAACGUCAAUCUGCCUCAUAAAUAUAUUCCAUUUGUAAUUCUAGAAAAUGCAGUUAUACUGCAGUAAGUAAAGUAUAACUGUCAGCUGACCUAUAUCAUGAUUAAUGAAAGACAAAAAGAAAACAUUCCUGGGCUAGAUUUAGUGAGUCUUGCUAAAAUACCUGCUGGACUUUUCUCAUUAUGAAAUAGAACUAAUUUUCUUAUUUAAAAAAAAUAAAAUAAAUAAUAAUAAUUUUUAUGGACCUCUUAUUUUGAUAAGAUUUAGUUGAAAUCAGUAGGACUGGGGUCAGCACAGUUCAGUAGUAAAUAGCCUAAAAACCCAACAAAAGCUGCUAUAUCUCCUGCAAGCUAGAACCCAUGGCUAAAGAAGGGAGACAAUUAGAUGGAGAGAACUACAGUAAGAUCAUUAAGAGGGAACUGCAGAGGCUAUAUCCUAUCUCAUAUUUGCACAUUUAGUUUUCAACAUCACACAUUUAAAUUUUGUAUUUUUAUACAGUGAGUAUGAGUGAAAGUGUUUGCUUAUUGGUGUGACUGUGCCUUAGCAUGAGUGAAUGAAUGAUUGAGUGGCUGUGGAAGAGACAAAUUGAAAAAAAAAAAAAAGAGAGAACAGUAUAGAAUCUAGAGAGCACGGGUUCCAGACAGGAUGUUGCGUCAAGGGGGGUGCGAGACCAGAUACAGAGCCCGAUAUGCUGUAUUCAUGUUGGCUACAGAGAGAAGUGUGUUGGAAUAGCCAUACACAGAGAGAUACAGAGCAGGGGGCAGGUCUCGCCGAACACGGGCCCUGCCUAUUUCUGAGGAAGAUGGGCUGAAGACUGUAAAGUUUACAUAUUCUGAGAAUGUAACCAUUGUCAGAACACCACUCGCCAAUAAAGUCUUCCUGUGAGGGACUGACAAAUUCAAAGUCCUAGAUCUGCAUUGUAGAUGCCUAUUUGUAUUUCAUUAGAUUCCAAAACCACACAAUACAUUUAGCUUUUCACAUCUGUGUUCACCCACCGAGGGUUGUUUAUUAGUACAUUUUGAUUUCCGGCACAUGUAAUUUGCCAACAGUUAGUCGUCCAGUAUUUAAAUGGGAUUCCCAUAGGAUUCUUGUGAAUGUUUUGCCUUCCAGAUGUUAAAUAAACCAUAUUUAAAUACACCUGGGAGAUAUAACAAGUUGUAGUCCAUGUUGGGGAAAUCUUUAUGUAGCCUUGUAUUUGAAGAAUCUGGAGCCUGCUGUGUGUCUUGUUUUAAACUACAUUCCAACUAAAAUCUUUGUGCAGGUGUGUUUCGAUGUAGUUAAUUUAUAGAUGCAUCUGUUUAGCUGUAAAUUGUUAUAUAGAAUACCUUUUAACACACAUAAUACACACACAGGCACCUGCGUAAAACAUAGCAAAGUCUUAUGUCAGGGCUUACACAGGGCAACGCAAACCUGCAUGUCUUUGAUAUAACUACUCUCUUUAAAAAAAAAAAAAAAAAAGACAAAACAUCAGGCUCUACUCAAAGUUUCAAAACAAAGAAAAUAAAAAAAAUCUUGAAAAUCAGUGAUUUAUUUUUUAUUUUUUAAACUCUUCAUUAACAUCAUAGUAAGAAUUCUUUAUGGUUAAACAUUAGUACAAAGAAAAUCGUGUGUACAGUGGCAAAACACAGAAGAGGCUCCUUUUAAUAAUCAGUAAACAAAAGUUUAAAUACUGCUCACGAUACCUCUGCUACUUUUUUUUUUUUUUUAAAUAAGGUUUGGACUCUGUCUCCUUGGCUUGCAUAUGCUCUUGGGGUCUCUAGUAAUGGUUACUUUAAUACCCAGCACACAUUUUCCUUCUUUUCUCUAUAUUUUUCCUUUUGCUUUUUUCUGUUUUUCUUUACAAUCUCUGUCUUUCUGGUAUGACUUCUGUGACUCAUGCGGUUCCUUAAUAAUUCUAGGUUUAUAUUAUUUAGCCACAGCCUUCUUUUGGCUGCAUUGUUUUGCUCUCUUUUUGUUUGUCAACAGAUUUAUACAGCAAAUUAGAUAUCAUGCUUUACUAUUUCACAAUUUUGACAGUGAUGUAUUUUGUCUUGCCAAUCUUUCCUUAAGGGCAUAAAGAAAGAAUUACAAAUAAAAAGCCAAUAUGCUACUCUGUGUAGCUAGCUUUUGCUCCACACACCUUAGCUCCCUAAAUAAUAUAAUGUGAAAAGGAUGUAGCACUAAAUCAAAGAAUCCUUUUCAAGAAGUACAAAUUCCCAAUAAAGUGCAUGAUAUUCAGUGUGCUAUGUAAAGUAUAUUUAAUCCACAAUUACACUUUAUAGAGUAUAUACACUCUUUCACAUUUAUUAUGCACCUAUUGAAUAUUUUGUAAUAUUUGUUGUACUGUGCAGUGGGUAGACACUAUAUAAUUUCCAGUUUUAACCAAGAUCUACCCAUUUGCAAGAGAAAUAUGACUUGAAUAGGAGACCCCUUAUCAUUCACAGACCUAGAGUACUGUUUUUAAAUCGAAUGAGCUGUAGGCAGUCACUGCCAGUGUUAUCUGAAACUUGUGCACAUUCUUCCUUUUCCCUUUCAGCUGGUGAAACUUUGCAUUGGAAUGAUUGAUGCUGGAAAAGCUUUCUGUGCUGCCAACAAGCAAUUUAUGAAUGGAAUUCGGGACCUAGCCCAAUAUUCCAGCAAGGACAGUGUGAUUGAAGUAAGUUGCUUUGCUGUUACAAUCAAACCUGUGCAAUGCUCGCUGGGAAAUUGAUAUCUGUACAUUUAAAAAAGAUAAACAUAUUUUAUGCUGACAGAGCUCUUUUAAUGUCUGACUCUGGUCUCCAUUUUAUAGAGAAAGCAUGCACUGUUGCCUAAAAUGGUCUUCUUGGUGAUAGUUUUUAAUUUUGUAUUGUUUAAUAUAUACAUAUGAUUUUUUUUAAUUUGUUUGCAGAGCAGUUUAACAAAGUUUUCUGACAGUCUGCAGGAGAUGAUUGCUUACCAUACAGUAAGUGCUUGCUUCAUUUGUCCGAUGGUAAUUGGAUAGAGUUCUUUGACAGAUAAGGGCGUUUGGGACAUGGUCAUUUUGAGUUGUAGGACAUUUGAGAUUAACAUUCUCAGACUUCUCUGCUUUGUAAACAUGAAAAAAAGAAAUCAAGUGAAUUGCUUACAUCAAUGAACACAUCAACUUAUUUAGACUACGAGCAGAAUUCCAUAACCUUUUAUGCAAUAGUUGUGUAUUGUUUUAAAGCAAAAGCCAACUUUUAUUUUAACCUUUUUAUUUGAUACAAAAUGUAAAAGUUCAUUAUAAGCGCCCUAAGAACUUUGCAUGAUUGCAUAGAGUAGUGGUGUAUAGAGCACCCAAUGCCUACAUUCAGUUUUGAGUGGUUUUGAAAUGCAACAAUUUCCAUUUUGGGUUACUUGUGUUAAUUCUGUUCAAUUUGUGCAUCUUAGACUGAGCUCUCUCUCCUAGGAGAGAGAACCGAACUGCGGACUUUAGUUCUUCCAUGAAUUGUACUUAUACCUGUAUGCUAAACAGUGAAUCAGGCUAUAUGUAAAAUGAUAACGGCGCUGGUAUCUGUUUUUAAAGCAGUUCUAUUUAUGCUCAGUAGAAUUACUCCUAAGGAAUAAACUGCUUUUCCCAUAAAUUAUUACUGGGCAUGGGUUUAUUGGAUAGUCAAUAAUGAGAUUCUCCUGAAUCCUCUCUAACUGUUGUGGAGUGGGUCUUACCUGUAAAUGUAGGUAGACCCACUAAACGGUGAUCACAGCUGAUCAUGCUGAAACCAGGUGCAGACUCAAUCAUCAUAUUCUUCAGCCAGGUACAAGAGCCAGCUUAAAAAGUUAGGAGGCAGUUUUUUUUUUUUUUAAAACUAGCAAAGUUUAAUUUAUGAGAAAUAUGCAAUUCUUAAAGGGACACUAUAGUCACCAGAACCAUUACAGAUUAAUGUAUUUGUUCUGGUGCUUAUAUAGAAAAGGCAGUGUUUACAUUGCUGCCUAGUAAGACCUCUAGUGACAAUCACUCAGACGGCCACUAGAGAGUCCUGUGUCAGUGUUGCACAGUGUGCACCAUCUAUGUUCAGUGCCUCCAUGCUGUGCAUAAAAACACCUCUCAUGUGAUUGAAGGGGGGCAGGUACCUAAAUAGACACACGAACACAAACUGAGAGAGGCACACACAGACACACUGAGAGAGGCACACACAGACUGUAGUGAUACCGGUGCCGGAAUGACGUCAUAUUCCGGCUCCCGGCAUCACUAUACAGUGGGAGGGAGCCGAGAGAAGCCGCUGUUUUCCAAGUCGAGCGCUUUAGCUAAAAGGCAGACACAUGAAAACUAAACUUAGAUGUGCUCAGAUUUCAAAAUAUUGGGCUCGACAAAUCCCAGGUCGACAUGGCGACUAGAAAUUUUGCCCUGGCGCCUGGGAUUUGUUGAGCCCAAUAUUUUGAACUCUGAGGACAUCCAAGUUUAGUUUGCAUAUGUGUUUCAUUUUAAAACCUUAUUUUGGGUUUCUAUAUUUUAAAAUGUAUUUCAGGAUCAAAUUGAUGACAUGCUAUUUAAUUAUUAUUUUAUUUUUUUUGUAUAUAAAGGCUUUGUCAUUUAGAGUAUUAAAUGUUCUAAACAAGGGAGAACCUGGUGAAAGCUCUAUGCCAUUGCACAUUGAACUGUUUCAGUUCCUGGUUAAAUGUUACAGCAUUUCUCCUGAUAAUGUGCCAGGAAAAGGAUAUCCUCCUAGUGAAACAUAGAGAAAUCCAUUCCCUAGCACAACUAGGGUUCCUCUAUUUGUUUAUGUUAAUUGCCAAGUACCUUCUAAGUUACAUUUUGCCAUGUUUUGAAAGUUCUAGGAAAACUAGGAUACAUUUUUUUUUUAUGGCAUGGUUUUUCCCCACCUGCCAUUUACCAUACUGUUAAGAAAGUGAAAUAUUUCAAAAGUAUGAUUUUUCUUUGGAAGAAAGAUCUUGUUCAUUUUAAUUUUGCAACAUGCAUAAAGGGAAUAUACCAUUACCUAAAUUAUGUACAUAGAAAACUUGCGAGAACUAAUCACCCCUACGAUGUGUCUGUCUUUUCCUGAAUCUCUUCUUACCUAAUUUUUUUUAUUUUCCAUUUCCCUAGACCUGAUCUGUUGUCUAUAUAUCUGUCGGUCUAUAUUAUUUUGGUCUCUAUGAUUCUCUCAGUAUUUGCUCCAUUGCUUUGAACUCUGUGGGUGGAUAUGUAUGAGUAGUAUGUUUUGAACAGUGCUCUUAAGUACUAAAAGUGGAGCAGUCAACAUGGGAACCAGUGGAACUAGCGUGCAUGUUGCACCAGUGACUUUGUCCCAUCUCCAUGUUUGCACUAUCUCUUAGAUCAUACACUUUUAAUACAGCCUCUAUAACGCUCAGCUUCUAUGCGUCUUCCUGUCCUCAUCUCUCCCUUUCCCCUUUUUCCUUUUUCUCAGCCUUUCACUCUCCUGUCUUCUUCAUUCAGCCUGUCUUUUCCUUUGUUUCCUUCUUGCCCAAUUCCUCUUGCAUUGAUUCUCAUGCCCCAUAUAUGUGUGUCUGUAAACCCGUGUUGUUUUACAUCCCAUUGAGUACUUUCCCCUUUAUAUAUGCCUAUUUGUUCUAUUUCCCCCAAAACACUGCAUUUUCAGCCUCCUUGACUGAGAUAAUCAGAAUUGACAAUCUCAGUCAAGCCAAUGCUUUUAUUAUGGGAAAGCAUUGGAUUGGCCGAGAUUGUCAGUUUUCAUGAUCUCAGCCAUGGAGGUGGAUCGGGGGCGGAACCAGCGUCAACUGACCCACGUUGUGCUGGAAUAGAGGUAUAUUUUCUACCUUUAUAUGGGGGAUCCUGGGGGGCUAACAUAGUUUUUAAACACUCUAUAGUCAGGAAAAUAAGCAUAUAUUCCUAAUCCUGUAGUGUUCCUUUAAAGUAAGAGUUGUUAGACAUUCAAAGUGAAUUUCCAGUUUAAGGGCAAAGUAGAUAAAAUGGAAACACAGCCAAGCUGGAAACAUUCUCCAAGUCACCUAUUUUGGACUUAAAUUGGAAAUUCUCUUAGAAUUCCCAUAGGUUUUCACUUUAGUUAGCAACCCUGUUAGUUUGAUGGAUGGGAUGUGUUCCUGUGAACCUCCUCAAGUUCAGGCUGUCACAAUCAUCUUCUAUAGUUUGAGCCAAACAGGAACUGGUUCUGUUAUGUAGAAAAUCUUUGGAGAUGCUAAUUGUAAACCCUGUUGCAUGCAUUUUUUUUCUGAGAAUCUGAUAGCAAUAAACAUAUAGUUUCUGUGUCAACAGUAUUUUGAAAACCCGUUCAUCAGAUCUUUUGAAAAAAUGUUUUCUUUUAUUUAUUUAUUCUUUUUUUUUUUCACUAACUGCCAUUAAGUUGUUUCAGUUUUUCUGCUUACUGUUUGAACUUGUUCUUUAUUCAUUUAAUCUAAAUAGAUACUAUUUGACCAAGCCCAGCGGUCCAUCAAAACUCAACUUCAGACAUUCGUUAAAGAGUAAGUUAUAGUUGAAAAUUAGUGCUUUGAUGUGUUUUCUAAACCAAUUUGUUUGCUAUCUAAAUACGAAUGGGAAUACCAGGCAAAACUGUGUAUCUAGCCAAAUUUAGGCGAGAAGUCCGAUAUCGGUUAGAUUCCUUGCAGUGCUCCAUGUGUAGUCUAUUUGGUAAGGAAUGUUGGGUAUGAAUUGCAUUGUAAAAAAAAAAUAUAUAUAAAAUUUUUUUUUUAUAAAUAUAUAUAUAUUGUUGUUUAGCUGGUCUUCUCUUUAGCUGGAAGGACUUCAGUUUAGCCAUAUACAUGUCUGAUACUGAUAAAAUUAGCACAGUUAGGUUGGGUAAAUAGUAACAUUUAUUUAUCAGAUAAUGACCAGGAUGCUGUGCUGUUUCCAUUUAUCCUUUCCUUCAUACCACAUCAGUUCACCAAUCCUCCCACUUAUAUCCUAGUUUUGAUUACAUUGUUUCCAUACUGUGUUAGAGUUCUCUUCCACAUUCCAUUGCUUCCUCUUUUGGUUCCUUGUUCACCACAGCUCCUCUGUGACAUGCAGUGCUAAGCUUUCAUUUUAUCUUAGAUGUGAAGGCUUUGCAUUGUUAAAUAUGUGCCUCAAUGAGCAGUGUAAUAUUAGGGUGACAUUUUCAGUUUGGACUUGUUUUCGUUGUCAUGUUUCUCCUGUUGCUAUGGCAUUUAACCCGAUAAUUCUGUUUUAAGUUUCCUCAGUAACAUUUUGAUCUCUUUCCUGUUCACUCCACAUUUGUUUCCUUUUUUUCCUCAAGUUAGGUUUCCAUUAUAUAGCCCACAUUGCAUUGUCACUGUGAAUUUAAUUAAAGAGGCACUCCAGACCCCUAAAGCAGUUUAGUUUGUUGAAAAGCUUUAUGUGUGAAUAGUGUAUCCUAUUUUUUUCAUUUUGCAAAAAGUGCAGAAUUCAAUAGAAAUGGACACUUCUAUGAAUUAACCUGGUUACACCCCUUUGGCUUUGAAGAAGACAGCAGGUUCGGUUACUUCCUUGUUUGGUUAACUUAAUUGCACUGAACUCAAGAGUCAGCAAUUGCUUAGAACACCUGCAUUGCAAAAACGUCUCGUUGAACUGCAUUAGAAAGUGAUUAGACAGCCACAGAAAAUCUGGGCGGUGUUUGAAGGGGAGGGCUAAAAAAAAAAGAGACAUACAUGGUUAAAAUUUUAUAUAUAACCCCAAUAAAAAAAAUUCAAAACUAAAAGCAUGCAUGCUGUUGCUUGGGUUAUAUCUAUCUACCAGUGAAUUUUAUUUAAUUUUUUUUUUUUUUUUAAAUAUAUAUUUAUUUAUUAUUUUAUUUGGGCAGUGGAGUGUCUCUUUAAUCCUAAUAUGCAAUGACACAUUUGCUUUGCAAUUUUUCCUCUGCUGCACCAACUGAGUAGAUAACCCCUCAUGUACUGUGUAUUCUAGCCAUUGGUGGAACCUGUAAGGUCAAACUAAGAAUGUGCAAGUAUUUAUACACAAUUUGAACACCCAGAAUAGCUUUAAAAAAAAAAAUUAAAAAAAAUAAAUUAAUAAUAAUAAUUCUGUGUGUAAACCAAUUACCUGACCCUCAGGUCUGUAAACCUCCUGCUGACCGUUAAUGUCCUCUGUGAUAUGAAGGCAGAAAGAUCACUAUGGGAGUAGUAUAGUGUACAUCUACAGGUUCGCUGGACUCGUUAGGCAUCAAGCAGCAUCCCAGUUUUGCUGUCUGUUGGCGGUCAGAAAACACUUGGUGUCAACAACAUAUCUUGUAAUAAUCAUUCAAAACACAACUAGCUGUAAAAAGUAUAUAUUGGUUUAUACUUGUUAAACUGAACAAAACUCUGGUCUUACGCCUCUCUUCCUCUGUGUAUCUGUAUGAACUGUAUACAAAUGAGAGGGGAUACACUAUAUUCAUGCCUCUUCUUUUAGAAUGUGGUUUGUAUUGAGAUUCUUUUUCUGGUGGAAUAGAGCCUUAGUAAGAACAUCAUGUUCCCAUGCCAUCUGCUAGGAGGUUUAAGCUUAGUUGAAAAGGAAGAUUGUAACAAAUUGCUUCCAUUUUGUACAGAAUUGUAGCAGAACUCACAAACAGGACAUUCAAGAAUAUAUUCAAGGUCAAUAUAUCGGCACAGAAAAAAAAAAAAUAUCGGUCUUUUUCGGUUGUCCACAAAUGUAAGACGCCAACAGUUAAAUCUAGUUUUAGACUACACCAUCUUACAAUAGGGGAAAAUUAUAUUUUUCAUGUAGCAAAAGAAAUUUACAUUUUCGGAUUUCUUUAUUUUAUUCCUUUUGACAGAAACCAUGUCAGCUGAUGCCCUCAGCAACUGAAUUCCAUUCAAGUAGAGACAACUUUGCUAAAUAAUGCAGAAGUAGAACUUCCUCUUUAGAUAUAUCAGAAGAUAUACAUUAUACAAAAGAGCACCUUUUAUAAUACCUUUUAUAGUUAGUGUUCGUAACAGAGUAGAUAUAGCUGCAACAAUCUUUCCAUUGUCCUUCCGCUUUAUUAAAAUGGAUGAGGUGGGACAUGAAGCUCCUUGCUGGUUAUACCUAAGUAUUAUUUAUUUUAUGCACACAUUUUAAAUCUUUCAGAAUGAGUCAUGGGAUACUGUGUAAUUAAUAAGACUUUAUGUGUAUACAUUAUAUCUGCAACAAUGAGCAAGAUAGUAUUUUUUUUUUUUUAUGUAUAUUUACCUGAUAUUUAUUUUUGUUUCUGAACCCCGUUUUGUAAAUACUUUGCAUGCAAACUGCACUCAAAUUCUUAUACCCUCCAAGUUCGGAAGUUUUUUUUAAUUUUUUUUAAUUGUCUUUAAUGCAACUAACCAAUUAUGCUUGUGUUUUCAGAGAUCUUCGAAAAUUUAAAGAUGCUAAAAAGCAGUUUGAUAAAGUUAGUGAAGAAAAAGAAAACGCACUGGCGAAAAAUGCUCAGAUUCCAAGAACCAAGCAGCACGAGGUGGAAGAAGCAACGAACAUCUUAACUGCCACGCGAAAAUGCUUCCGGCACAUUGCUUUAGAUUACGUUCUACAGGUAAUGGACAUGAAUUUAUACCUGUAUUCAUGGCUUCUUCUGAAGAUAAAAAUGUGUUGUGAUGUUUAAGGGCUAUGGUCACUUCCUUUUUUAUAUUGGGGUUCAUAUCCUUUAUAAUAAUAAUAAAUAUGUGUUUUGUGAGCACUAAAAAUAAAAUCUAGAAACCCGCACUAUUAUUUUCUGGAACUGGGCACCUCUAUCUAGGCUCACUGUCAAACAUUGUAAUAAUUUGCCCUUUUUUGUUAUUGAAUAUUAUGUGUAGUAAUGAAGAAACAAAAUAAAUCUGGACUACAAAUAAAGUUUCAUUUUGAGGCAAUGUUCUAAAAUUGGAAUAGUCACCAUGGAAAUAAAAAGAAUGUUCAUACUGAUCAUUCCACUUUUAGCUCUUUGCCCCAGAAUUGCUGUUUAUAUAACUCCCAGAGUUUCUAUUCCUCCUCUUCCUAUUAGUUUUGUGCCCUAGCAUUGCCAGGCUUUAACUUGCAAAUUGUUAAAUUUUUAAUACACAGAGAAAACAGAACACCAAAUGGAAACCAAUGGUUAAUUCAAAUAAUAGGUAAUUUUCAGGGUUUUAUUAGAUUGGAGAUUUUUCCAGAAAAAGUAUUGUUUCCCUUUAAAAAUAGCAAUAAGGUCCUCUUUAGAUGGCUAUAUGUUUCGUCUAUAUGUUGUUUGGUUUGUCUCCAAACACCUUGCCUUCCUAACUGGUUUUGCAUAAAUGUAUGAAAGGUGAAGGCUGCAUAAAAGUGUUUUGCACCUUGUUCAGAGAUACUCUAUUGAAGCUUUAAGAAUAGUACCUGUAGUAUUCAAAAUGAGAGGUAUGAUGAGACCGCUAUAAACCACCAAUGAGUCAUCGUGAUGACUGUCUGUUGUAAGUUUUUAAAGGCAACCAUCACAAACUGCUAAUAAGUCCUGAUGGCAUAAAUUGCUUUACUUUUGUUAGUUAAAGGAACAUUAAAGCAUUAGGAACACAAGCUUAUAUUCCUAAUGCUAUAGUUCCGCUGUUUUUAGUUAUAUCCUUACCUUCACAAAAAUAUAAUUGAGCAUUGGGAACCUGGUGCACCUGCUUUCCUAUGAGCUGCAACAUCAUGUGAUCACAUUUUACUCUGUCAGUGCAGAAGAAUUGUCUCUAGGGACUGUUUGUAAGCAUUGUCAAGGUUAAAAUGACAGGACCACUGGACUCAGACCACUUCUAGUGUUUCCUUAUCCUGAAUUAUAUACUAUAUAUCUAUAACUAUCAGUAUGUAAGUUAUACUGGAUCCAUUCUUUGUUAAAUUGUGUUCUGUUUGCAGAUCAAUGUGCUUCAAUCAAAAAGAAGAUCUGAAAUUUUAAAAUCUGUAAGUAUACUCGUUGUAUCACUCUGUAAAUUAUAAAGGGACACUAUAGUCACCAGAACAACUACAGCUAAUAUGGGGACUUAAUAAUGUAGCUCUUUCAGACGCACAUGUGUAUAAAGUUCCUCUCCACACGCACACACUACAUAGACACCGGGCCUUGAACUCUUUUAGCAGCUGCGGACAGCUCUCCAGAGCCCCCCAGUAGCGACACUAGCCAAUGCACCAUGCCCUUGACAUAAGGCCAGACAGCACAUAACCUGAGCGGUUAAUAAUGUCCUCCUGUGAGGCCGACUAGCUAAAGAUACCCGUAACAUGACUCAGAGAAUACUAGAAACACGUCUGAUAUGCUCCUGGACCAUGUAACACAUACAUGUCUGUUUGAAGGUUACUCGCUGUUACUUAGUGUUCUUACUGUCUUUUACCUCUUGUUUGUACUACUACAAAAAAAAAUUAAUAAACACGAGAUUGUUUAAAAAAAAAAAAUAGAAAAAAGCUAAUGAGUUCUUUAAAAAUAUUUUUAUAUUUUGUUGCAUCACAAAGUCAUCCUUUUUGCAGAUAGUGAUCUACAAACAUCCAAAUGCCUGUUCGUUAAAAAAGUAGCCCAUGUGUGCACAAUAUUAUGCUCACAAUGUUAUUUUCGUUGCUGUCGAGUGUAAUCAGAAAAUAAAAUACCUGGAUGUGAGCCGAAAGUGCCUUCAGGGGCUUAUAAAGCACAGUAACAGUUUCUAAGUUGCUGAGGAGUACAGAAAUUAUACUAAAAGGUGUAAAGCCAUAAUGUACACUAUAAUAGUUGUAUUGAAUAUACUCUAAAGUACACACUGCACUGUAUUCUAUAUUUGUGAUAAUUCCUGUACUCCUCAGCACCGUGGGGAAUUGUUACUGUGCUCUAAGUCUCUGAAUAUAUACUCUGCACUCUUGUUAAUGCAAGCGGAGUAUUGAUUUCUGCUCAGUAUUCCUAUUUGUGGGGGAUGAUUACACUGUUCACUUCUGUUUCUGGGUAUUUGAAGAACAUUUCUGUAGCUGCCACAGAGCUGGAAGGAGCCUGAAAUGAAGAUUUGUAUGUUCUGUUUCCAUGCUUUUUUUUGUAGCUUACUGUUAUGGGGAUAAGGUGCUUCACGAAUACAUUGUUAUUUGAUGGCUUUAGUCUGUGGUUGUAGUGUAUGCCAUUACAAGAGGACUGGACCUGUACCGGUUUGAAUUUCAGAGCUGUGAGCUGCAGUGUGUUGCAGAUUCCCCUGGAAUGCAAACUUUUGGUAUAUUUAUAUAAAACUUGUCUAUUAUUAGUAUGUGUUAAAGUUGUUAAUCUUGGGGCAGUGUCGACCAGUGCUAUUUUGUGUGUUAUCUUGCAUAUGAGAAACUGUAAACUCAAAUCUCAAGUAGUUGUUUUUGUUUUUUUUGUAGAAAUGGCUAAGGAGUCUUGUUUAUUACAUAUCUUUUUUUUUUUUUUUUCUACUAUCACAGAUGCUGUCUUUUAUGUAUGCCCAUCUAGCCUUUUUCCAUCAGGGUUAUGACCUUUUCAGUGAACUUGAGCCAUAUAUGAAGGAGCUUGGUGCACAGGUAAGUAUCCAUUUUUCCCUCAUCUUUCUGGGGAAUGUCAUGAAGUGUUCUUGGUUUUAUAAAGAAUCAGAAAGUAUCCUAAGAAACCAAUGAGAGAGUAGUUAAUAUUAGAGGACCACAACCCACAGCACACACACACCCAACAACCCUGUACCUUGUACGAACCACAAACCCCAAGUUACACAACUACCCCAAGUUAUACUUCACCCAAAACCCCCCUCUGAUACACACGACGACUGGGUGAUCAAGCACAGACCACAAAAGUCCACAACUAUACUCACAACACAGAACCCUGUAGGAUUGACUCAACAGAAAUAAUCUACAAGUACACCUACAUCAGGGCAACCAGAAGGGCAAAUGGUCACGCCCCCUCCACGACAUGUGCACUCUAACAAAUAUUAACCUUUCCGAAAUGUUAUCUCUAUGUGUAUCACAUGUAUAACAUCGCUACAAUGAAAAUGUAUGAUUGUAUGUUUUGAUACCUCCCUUCCUUUAUGUAACCCCUACCCUUGUUUCAUAAAAAAUGAAAUAAAGAAUUAAAAAAAUAAAUAAAUAUUAGAGGACCUAGAAAUUGCUAUUUAACCUACCUCUAAUAUGGUGUCUCCAACUCGAUUCAUUUUAAAAUUAAAUCUAAAAGGUAUUCAUUAAUGAACUAAUUGUUCAGUCAAUUUGAUAUACCUGUAAUCCAGCAUAACUGUCCUACCUAGCUUACUGCUACGGUCCACCCUUCACUACAUGCUGGGUUAACAUAGUAUGCAGUCUGUUCAGGAGCUACCAAGCCCACCCAUAUGCAUCAACUUACAUGUCCUGCAUUCCUGACAAUACUCCAUUUCUGUCUUGGUGCCAUAUUCAUUGUGAUGCAACUGGUAUGUCAGGGUAGUUGAACCUCCUCCAUAAUCUCACUUUUACAGAUUGUUGCCUACCAACCUAUUUAAAAUUAUGCCACUCUCCACACUUUUAAGAACAAUAAUCAGCAGUCUCUUUUGUAGAAGUGUGUUUAAACAUUUAAAUCAAUAUGUUCCUCCAAUAUAAGAUAACAUUCCAUAGCAUCUCCCUACCCACCAUUUUUGUGCAAAACUGUUUAACACCAGUUGAUAUCUGUCCCCGGAAACCUCUUCUACUGAUUAUUCUUCUGUUCGGACAUUUUUUUUUUGUCCCUUGUGUCCACAUUCCAGAUUUGUUUCCUCACAAAUCCCUUACACAUGGAUAUAAAUAACAUAACCCAGAUUUUCUCUAACAAGUGGGAAAAACUGACAUCACUGAAUUUUAUACAAGAGAAGUAAAAAUCAAUCUUUUAUUUAUGAUCAACGACAAGUAAAUAAACGAUCAUAGAAAACAUCAGAAGUAGGAUCAUGAACAGAGGUUUAUGUUUAAUAUGUAACAUAUUUAACAAGGAAAUUUGGGUUGAAGAUGUAGGAUGACAAAGAACUGGAAGUGAAAAGGAGAUAUCUUUGGAAAGAGCUGGGAAACCUUUGUAUACAUUGAAAAUAAAUAGGAAAUCAUGUUCCUGUGCAAUCUAUAUAUUUAGAACAUACUGACAUGGUAAAGUCUCAUUUGUGUAGUUUUACUACCAUUUGCUCUUUAUACACACAAUAUAUUCAUAUUAAAUUAUAUACCCUUUAUUGGUUUUAUAGACCUUAUAAGUAGAAAUCUUUAUGAGCAAAUUUCUUUUUCAUCACGUUAUAUCAAAGCCUGUACAAUCUGCACACAAGGAACUAUGUAUUGUUGUUUUUUUUUUGUACAAAUACAUUAUCAAAGUGGGAAUAUAUAAUGUUUAGUAUUAUCUUCUGCCUUGCAGUACUCUGUAAUAUGUGUUUUGUCUGUACACUGUGGUUUUACUCAAGUCCCCCUGAUGGCUUGUGGAACUGGUUUUUAGCCUUGAGGACCAAAGCUGAACCUGCUAUAGCAUUUGUCCAUUCUCCCUGUCCACGAGGGCUCUGUGAAGCACCCUCCAGGAGUUAUUCUGACAGGUUUCCCCCCCCCCUCCCCCCUUCCACAACCUUCACUCGAGGUCACUUGAAGGAGUGUUAAAUUAAUAUUUUGCAUUUCUCCUCAAACAUCAGUCAAGAUUUGAGGAAUGAGUUAAUAUAUUUUUUUUUGAGGGGGACAUCUGUUUAUAUAGGGAAACACAAGGUGUGCUUAAAACCGAUAAAAACUGAUUUCAUUAAAUUAUACCUACUGCUGGUGCCAGGGUGUCUCAACAGCACAAAUUUUAAGUGGCAAGCUGUACUGAUUAAAUUAAAACAACCCAAACAACCUAAAACACCGAUUUUGAAAGAUAACUUACAAAGUGCACUAAGCGUCCUGUUAUUCCAAAGCUCACAGUAGUGCCCUCUUUAAUUACAGAUAGGAUUAUUUGGGGUCAUUGCCAUAACAAGAUGGAGAGAUUAUCACCAAAACACUGUGGUAAAUUAGUUUUAAUAAUAUGACUGUCAACGAAUUGAAAUUCAUCAGAAUGUUCACCUUUCCUUCAGUAGUCCUUAUGGUGACAUUUCCCAUCUUGUGCAGAUCUGUCCUGAUAUCGAUUGAUCCUCCAGCAGCUACUAUACAAGGUCACUCAUUGUCAGAGAAAACAUCAUUGGAUUUCUUAUAAAAUCAUGGUCUGAGCAUACAACUUCCACAGAGCUCCCUGGUUCAAAGCUAAAGGGUACCAUUUCUGGGGGAUUCCAUCAUAGCCUCAGAGGAUUCCUGGGGGCUUUGAAUAAAUUCUGUCUUCUGAUGAGACCCAACAUACCUUUCAGUUAGGAAUGCUUGUCUCACACAGAAGAAAAUGUAAUGGUCUGUAUAUAAUUGUGGUUUUUGAAUAGGGUGAGAAAAGAGCAGAACUGGUCAGUCAAUUAAGUACAAAGCAUUUAAAGAAGAUAUCUCAAACUGUGCAGUCCCAAUUUUCAGUCAAAGAAUUCUGAGAGUCGAUGGCCGCUAACGUCUUGGGAUGGGGCAGAGUUCGAGGUCUCUGAUUUAAAGUAAGCAGGGAGAGCGUUUUGGACUUGACACAAUUGCAGGGAAGUGAUGAGAGCCUGGAUGGCUGUAAGGAGCAGAGAUACUUGGUAUCUUGCAGUUUGCUGAUGUAUACUGUGCUUUUGUGUCAGUAGAUUUAUCUGAGAGACUCAACUCACUUAGCCAAAGCAGUAUGGACUUACUAAUAAAAUAAGUAGCAUUUUCCAAUGCUUUAAUUUUAAAUUUUCUUUCUUUUUUCCCCUUUUUUACAGUUGGAUUCUCUAGUUAUUGAUGCAGCAAAGGAGAAGAGAGAUAUGGAGUUGAAGCAUUCUACAAUUCAGCAAAAGGUACCAAUGAGAAGCUUUUAUUUACAAAUGUUCCAUUUACUUCUGUGCUGCCUGCUGCUUUAUAGCUGUAACUAUUAGCUCAAGGAUGAGCAUUUGCAUGUAAGGCUCAUUGUCUAAUAUGCUUGGGUUGGAUUUCCAAUCAAGGUCACAGUGCAGAUAAGUAAACCGUUUUCUGAAUUAUUCAUUUAGUACUACAGCCUUAUCCAAGUAAUGAAUAUAAAAACAGAUACAAUGUGAGUGAAGGAAACCGCAUGCCAUUUGAGGUUUUCUAAACAAAAAAAUGUAUGUAUGUUAUUUCUGUAUGUGUGCCAAUGUAAAAGGAAGUGUGCUGAGGCUAUGGUACUAGCAGUACUCUGGGGCCAUUAGGCAGUAACUAGUCAGACAGUUUUGAAUAAUUUUGACACUUAUCUGGAUCCACUGACCAUCUCCAGGCUAGGUUUUUUUCUGCUGUAUCGAAAACAGAAGUUCCAUUUCCACAACAGAUAUAUAAAUUGCAUAUUUUAAAAAUAAAUAAAAAUCAGCUGAUUUUCGCAGCCAAUAUAUAUUUUUUUUUUUGUCCAAAAACGGGUGGAAUUGUCAUCACUAGUAUAGAAAUAAAAAUGUCUGCAUUAUUAUUAUUAUUAUUAUUAUUAUUACAAAUGGAAGCCAGACAGGUGCUGCUCCAAGGAACCUAGGUAAGAGUCAGACGAAUUUAAAACACUGUGAUUACUAUGAGGCAGUGCAUUGAACUUCUGGCACGAUAACCACUACAGCAAGAUGUAGUUGGUAUUGUGCUUAGACUGCCCUUUUAAAUAAUCACUCGAAGCACAUUCAUAACUUUUCACAAUUGCAAAGAAGAUAAUGCAUAGUGCUGCGUGAGCCUGCAAUGAAAGUGCCUUACAAAUACAACAAUCUUUGUUUGUUUGUUUAGGAGAUAUCUCUUAAACCUCCAAUUUUAUAAUGUAUUACUUGAUGCUUUAUUGAACACUCCAAACACCAUAAACCACUCCCCCCAAUGUGAGUAGUCUAACUGUUUGCUAACAGUUUGACUUCUUACCUGGGUUGUGUUGGUUUCUGGUCACUUCCUGCUGUGAGAGUCUUCAACUCCUGAAAUGUUCAUAUUCAUGGAGCACAUCUGUCUAAAUUUCUGCAUUAACUUGCUUCUGGAAAAUGGCUAGACAUUAGAUUAUAUUGGCUGAUUAUAGUGUGUGUUCCUUUAUAUUCAUUUCAAUAUGAAUGGGAAUAUUUAAUUUCCUUGCAAACAGUGACCAACCAGUUGUGAUGGUAGAAAGAAAACUCUCUGCAGUGACAGGUACUAUUUAAUUGGGAUACUGAUACUGUUGUAUAUGCACUUAAAAAGUAGUUGUUUUUUGUUUUGUUUUGUUUUUUAAUGUUAUCACAAUCACUGCUUUUAACUAAUGGCUACUUAUGUUUUCACUUAAAUCACUUUAAUUUUUACAUAAGGUUGGUGUGUACUGUGCUUGAGUACGUGGUGUUUACUUCAUCACUUUGGGGGUAUUUUUUUUUUUAUUUUCUCCAUUCUCAAUAAUGUUAUUGUCUGUAUAGCUUUCUUCCCUAACCCCAUCCUCCGUUCGGGACGUUAAUGUGAAUGUUAGUAGUUUCUUAUUUAAAAAGCAUUGUAACACCCGGCAGGAGGAGAGAAAGGCUAGAGUACAGCUAGGAUUAGCAGACCGCCUAGGGGGACUGGUGUAAAUUAGCAUACGCCUAUCGAAAGAUUGAGGACAUUAAUGCGUACAGUAACUAUAUCACCACUGUCUUUAACAACCUUGAAACUACUGUCCUUAGAUAAGAGUCUCAUCGCGGCAAUCCGCCAACAAAGCCUACUCCUCAAACAUACUGCCAUUGUAUAUAAUUGCACCUGUUUGAAAACAUAAAAGAAAAAUCCUGAUGACAAUGCAAACAAAUUUGCUUUCUGUAACCCAUAAACUGACAUUAUACUGUCACAACCUUGCAUAAGUCUGUAUUAUCAUGUCAUUGCUUGUCUGUCAGAGCAAAAAUAAGGAAUUAAAAAAAAAAAAAAAAAAACAAGCAUUGUAACAGACUCCUAAUUAAAAUGGGUUAUAACUAUAGCAAUUCAGUCUUUAACCCCUUAAGGACCAAACUUCUGGAAUAAAAGGGAAUCAUGACAUGUCACACAUGUCAUGUGUCCUUAAGGGGUUAAAGGGACACUAUUGUCAAUAAAACAACUUUAGCUUACUGAAGAUGUUUUGAUGUAUAGAUCAUGCCCUUGUAGUCUCACCGCUCAAUUAUCUGCCAUUUAGGAGUUAAAUCACUUUGUUUAUGCAGCCUAGUCACUCCUUCCUGCAUGUGACUUGCACAGUCUUCCUAAACAAUUCAUGUAAAGAGUCAUCUAAAGUUUACACUUUCUUUAUUGCACAGUCUGUUUAAACUAGAAUUUCUUAUCUCUCGCCAACUAGACCCUACAAGAGCCUCCUGUGUGGGCUUAAAGUUCAAUUUACAGAGCAGGAGAUAAAUGUCUAAAGAAAGAUAACAUCUGAUUGAAAAUGAACCCAUUUUAUGGUAAUGGAGGUGUGGCUAGGGCUGCAUAAACAUAAACAAAAGUGAUUUAACACCUAAAUGGCAUAAAAUUGAGCUGUGAGACUGCAGGGGCAUGAUCAAUGCACUAAAACAGUCGGUGAGGUAGCUCAUUUGGUAAAUUCCCAAACUACAAAGCCUGUUCAAAAAUGCAAGGUCACAGGUUCGAAGCCCGGCAGGGUCAACUCAGCCCUUCAUCCUUCCAAGGUUGAUAAAAUAAGUACCAUCAAUUGAUGGGGUAAUAAUAAUGUCUAUUACUAUUCAGCUGCCGGUUUGGUUAAUUCCGAUAAUGUUUCCUGAAAAGCGCUUUGAGUCCCACUGGGAAAAAGGUGUAAAUACUAGUUAUUGUUGUUAUUAUUAUUAUUAUAAAACUGCUUCAGUAAGCUAAAGUUACUUUCAUGCCUAUAGUGUCUCUUUAAAUUUUGAUUAAAAUACAUGCAGUAGUUCCAGUCCUCCUUGUAUGUAUUCAUCAUUGGUUACAAUUUUUUUACUAGCGCACUCAAGCCAAGCAUGCAAGAUUAAGUGGUAAAGCAGAUAUCAUUAUUACCUAUCAUGGUUGUUGCAUCACACCUACAAGUCUAUGUUGAACCCGUUUUUUCCCUUUCUCUCUCUCUUCCUCUCCUCUUUUAGGAUUUUUCUAGUGAUGAAUCUAAACUUGAGUGUAAUGUUGACGCAGCCAACGGUAUUGUCAUGGAGGGAUAUCUCUUUAAAAGAGCUAGCAAUGCCUUCAAAACAUGGAACAGGUAAUAGCAUGUUUUCCUCUGAUGUCAUACGCCUGACAAUACGUGUGUAGUUUGCUUUCAUAUCAUUUAAGCUGUUAUUUAUGGGUUAACAGUUAAUAAAGGUUUACUUACCGAAAUAUUUCAAGAACAAACAAAAAAAGAUUGUAAAUGAUAAUAAUGCUUCUUUAUUAGCUAUAUUGUCAGAAUACACAAGCUAAGCAAAAUGAUCCAUGCAGAAAACUAUGGGAUUUGGUCUAUUUUCAUUUUAGCUUUGUUUUUAUUUUUCAUUUAUUUAAUGCUUUAGCUGCAGCCUUAAUUUCUGAUUUCAAACAAUGCUGCUUCCCUUAUUUUGGCUCAUUUUCAUUCCUUUUCCUCCUCCUUUCCAGUAUUUUUUAAUCCUGCCCCAUUUUUUCACAUGACAGGAAAAAGCCAGAGCAUACCAGGUAUCAACCAGCUUAUUUGUACCUUCCAAUUACUCCUUCCAGCACGCCUUCCUUUCUGUGUCAUUCCAAGUUCUGUUUAGAUUACCUGCAAUGGAAAUAUCUCUGCUUCCUAAAGAACGAUUACAGCAGGGGUGAUAAAGGUUUCUUGCAAUACAAUACCUUGGAUACAAUUGCUCAAUCUGUACGUUAUGUCUAUAUCAUGCUGAGAAUCUGUACAGUUACAAAGUAAACAAACCAUUAAGUUUGUUUGGUUUUUCAAUAUGACCAUAACAUUGCCAUACAAAACUGCAUCUAUAAACAAACUUUGUGAUAAAUUAAUUUUAAAAAAAAGAGGGGCUGGGGGGGGAAACUUUUGCAAACUGCUAAUUUUUGUAAUGAUUGGAAAGUUUUUGCAUGCCAUACUAAACUGGCCUUUUACAUUGAUACUAAUGUAAUCGACCCACUCUAAAUGUAUAUUCAUACUUCUACAAAUCAGACUUUCUAUAAAAAAAAAUUUAAAAAAAUUUAGCACUAAGGCAAAGUAUAAAGCAGAAUCCUCUAAAUAAAUCUUAAAAACAUGUUCUGUGCGAAUACAAGCCAAUAUAGUAAUUGUUUCUGUGAGAUUUUCUCCAUUGCAUGUUCUCUCUCCUCCUCCUGGUUCAUUCUGCUUUGUUUGCUUUCUGCAGAAAUUUUAUUUAUAUUUCUAUAUUUGCUGUUGCUGAAGUAUAGAAAACCCACCUUUCCCUAUCUCCUCUUCUUCUAACCGCUUGCAUUUUUAUUUUACUUAUAUUGCAUUGAUUUUAUUUUUAAAUAACUAAUUUUAUUGUAUUGUGUUUUUGUGAAGUGUCCUAUUGACGGUGUUUACUGCCUAUUUUAUUGGUCAUAUCUUUUUAAAUGGUACUUUUCUUGCAGGAGCUAUUUGACAGCAUCCAGUAGUAUGGGGUCUAUGAAGUCAGUCUGUUUGGUUGAUCUAAGCUUUAGCAGGCUCUAUGCUGUGUUUCUUUUCAAGAAUAGUAAUAUUCUGUUUUAUAUAAUACAUACAGAUUUACACAUGUCAGAAAACAUUACAUCUGUAACCAUAUAGGUUUAAAAAAAUAAAAAUAAAUAAAUCAUACAACAGUGCAGAAAAUAGAGUAAAAAGCUUUGCUUGCUAGGUGUAUUUAUCAAAAAUUUUGGUUAACCCACCUCACCUAUCAAAACGCAUCAGGUAAUCGGUGAUAGAAUCAACUCUAGCUAUCUGAAGGAAGAAAUUAGAUAUCUUAAAGGGAGCCUAUAUUCACCAGAACAACUACAGCUUAAAUGAACACUACAGGGUUAGGAACACAAAAUGUAUUCCUGACCCUAGAGUGGUAAGACCUGGCCCCCUGUCCCCCUUUUAAUAUAUGCCUCUUAACUGUCUUCUUGUCUGACAUCAUCAGAAGUGGUGAUCUCAGCCAAUCACAAUGCUUUCCCAUAGGAAAGCAUUGGAUUGUCUGAGCUUGUCGAGGAGGCAGAUCAGGGGCACGGCCAGCACAAGCCAAACACAGUCCUGGCCAAUUAGCAUCUCCGCAUAGAGAUGCAUUGCAUCAAUGCGGAGAUGCUGUUUGUCGCAGCAUGGUGUUUUGCUUUUCAUGCGCAAAAGCCUCCCAAUGCUUUCCUAUGGGAAAGCUUCGGAUUGGCUAUGAUCAUCAUAUUUGAUGAUCUCCGCCAUGGUGGUGGGACCAUCGCUGGAAAAAGGUGAGUAAAAUCACCUUUCUAAAUAGUCAUAUUACUAUUAUAGUAUCAAGAAUACAUGUUUGUGUUCCUGACAGUAUAGUGUUCCCCUAAUUUUAAAAUGGGUAAAAUUUGUAUCAGUCUUUACGUUGGUUGAUUACCAAGUCAGUUAAAAAACGGUAUCUUAUCUAUUUAUCUAUCUGGCUUUGGCUUCCUCUCCUUUUCAGAUUGAGUUACUAGUUCCCCUUUCACACUGCUUCAUUCUGAUUCCGUUCAUAUACCUAAAUAUUUCCAAUGAUUUCAAACCUGUAAAUUAACUGUAAUUAAACUAUCUACUCAAAUCUCAAAAGCCUUUUUAUUUUAUUUUAGAAAUGUAAAAAUAAAUUUAGAGUUUUCUGUUUGCAGUGUCAGAAUAGUUAUAUGCAAAGCAGUUUACACCCCAGGAAAAAAUGUAUAGGUAGCUAACAUAUAUUUGUUGUGGACAAGUUACCAUAGUAUUUGCUUAUGAAUUAUGGGAGCUGACCUUCCAUCAUUCACUAAAUUGUGAUUUCUAAGGAAUUAAAAUUUUCAGUUUUAGUCCCGGAGCCAAACGGAAAAUAUUCUCAAAAUCAACUAGUUUCUGAGUUUGGCUAUUUUGGCUUAAAAUUAAAAAAAUCACUUUGAAUUCUCCACAAAUUACCAUUUACAGGGGAGGCUUGUCUGCUUUAUAAAAGUUUAUAUGUGCCAUUGUCGCCACCUACAGAAACACAAAUCAAUGAAGUACUGUUCAUUUGGUUCAUUGUUAUGUUUUACUGGGGAAAGUGGAUAUUGAAUUAUAUGUGCAAAUGUAUCCGAACACUGUGUUUUACAUUUAAUCAAUCAGACUUUAAAAUAACUCUUUGGUAUUUAGAACACAUUUGACGAAGAACCUUCCCUUUUACAGUUAUCUCUUAUUUGAUUUAAAAAGGGUUAGCAAGCGUUAACGUCUGUUGAUGUUUCAUAAAUCUUUUGGAAUCCAUUUAGCAAGGAAUUCAGAUUAGAUUACCAUGGACUAUUCCACAAUAUACAUGUUUUUCUUAAGCGUGAUUGCAUGUGUUCUUCAGAUGUAGAGUAAGUGCAGAAACCAGUGAAUCUGAUAAAUUGCAGAUAUUGUGCAGCACUCAUUUUAAUAAAUAAAUAGGCUGAAUGUCCCUGUCAAAUGACCUUCAAUAGGCUGAAGGUCAUUUGAUGUUUUGAGAAUGUCUAAUGUAUUGAUAUAUAUAUAUAUAUAUAAAAUCUCUCUAUACUUUAUUUUUUGUAUUUCAUAUUCAUGACAGUUCUCCAUGUGUUGGGUGAUUUUAUUUAUAUAGAUAUCGAAGUUAGUUCAUAGCUUUCACAAACUGCUCCGGUUUCCAGGGAUGUGGUAGGUGUCCUUUCAUGUUUACUAAGAAACUGUGUCCAAAUUACUAAUAUUUUAAAUAGUGUUCCACUCUGUGUCCUGUGGCCAUAGUAACGUAAUAACGGUUUUCCAAAACCAUUAACAUUAGUUAUUUGCGUUCCGGGCUUAUUCCAGAUAUUUGCUUUAUGGUAGAUUGAGGGACAGCUUUUAUACUCUGUUAAAUUCGUUAUUAAUAUAGCCAGACCAGAAGUAAAUAUGUUACAUAAAAGAGCAUUCAGUUUCUCAGUAUGUGAUGAAACAGUCUGUAUGAUUUGUCAGAUUAUUAAACUGUGCUUUUUUUUUUGGUGUGUGAUAUUUAUAAAGUAGCUGUUUGCAUUUGCAAAAAUAACACAUUCUGCUGUAUAACCAAAAACUGGUUUAUUGUUUUGUUUUUUCAUGGCUAGUUACAUUUUGUAUCAAACGCAAACCUGCUGUUCUGGAACAGCCUGGAAUUCAUUGCAAAUAAGUUACCCCCGUAGUUUCUACACCUUUAACACUCCCCCAAUAAAUGCAUCAAUAGGGUUUUCUGAAGUAUGGUAAUAUUUAUGUAUCAUAAGACCACUGCUCCUCUUGAAUGGCACAUUUGCCCUCCGCAUUAUUUUGUCUUUUGUGUUUGGCACCCGUUUCAUAGUGUUCGUCUAGUCUCCUCUUUGCAUUUAAAAUUUUUAGUAAAUUUUUGUUUUUUCGGUUUUAUUCUGAACCUGGAGCAAAACACAGGACAAGAGAGAACUUAGAUAUACAUUUCUAUUUUUUUAUGCCUUUGUGUUAUUUACUAUUACUUUUUUUUUUUUUAACUGCUGAAAAACAUGCUCAUGCUGCAUUUAAAAAAAAACAAAAAAAACCCCACCUUUUCUUUGUGCUUUAUUAAAGCAGCCCUGUCACCAAUAAUUUAUUUCUAAUUCAUUCUUAAAAAUAGAAUUGUUAUGAAAUACUGAUGUGGACUGUGUUGGAAUUUAUUUGAAAUGCUUAUGCAGGCAAAAGAUCUAAAAAGCCAAAGUAGGGACUAAUUAAUCCUAUGGUAAAUGCCUAAAUCAUCUAACUUGACAAAAGGCAGAGCUUCCGCAAUUCCGUUUUGCCAAUUCCAAUAGCUGUCUGUAGUGACCGCUGUGUGAAUCAGGCCUAGUCUUGCAGUCAUGAAAGGGGAGAAGUGAAUGGACCGUUUCACUGUUGAUAUAAAGUUACCAUUCCAGAGGAUAAGGAUUGCUAUACCAGUUUUAAAUUACCUUUAUUUUAGACAUGUAUUAUUUAACUAUAUUUACCAUUCCAGAGGAUAAGGAUUGCUAUACCAGUUUUUAAUUACCUUUAUUUUAGACAUGUAUUAUUUAACUAUAUUUACAGCACUGCUAGAUCCUUCAAGAUCCUUGCAAAUACUCGCAAGUAAGAUAUUUAAUAUAUUAAGGUAAACAUUGCUGACACAAAUAGAUAGGUAAAAAUGGUCAAACAACCCCUUCCGUGGAUGUUAUACUGACAGCCACUGGAGGCAUUUCUGCUGUAAAGACGGAGUAAAACUUGGUCACGUGGCAUGGCGGCCCCUAAAGGAAAGCAUUGAUGCAGUGUUUUCCUAAAGGGAAGUUUGGAUUUGCAUUAGAUUGAACCAUCGCAGAGGCCAUGCCUACAGGAUGAUGUUGCAGGAGGUGGAGAGGUAAGUAGCACGAGGGUACCUCAAUACUGGAAAAAGGUAGGCAAUAAACCUGUAUUUUAUUAUUUUAAUAGCACAAAAGGGGUUAGAGGAACCUCUUUAACUAGAGACAUGGACAGUAAAGUGUUAGGAAUGCAGGUUUGCUUUAAAAAGAAGCACAGUGUCACACAGCAUCUUGUGAAAUAAGUUAUAGGUGAUUUUCAAAGUUUUAUUUAAUGGUGUAAAUUACUCCAGAGAAAUGCCAGUUCCCAGUUAAUAUAGUUUGGUCAGGGCCCGUGUACUUCUCAUUAGUGCUGACUUAAAUUUUUUUUUGUCAUUUACUCAAACAGUUUGUUUUGUUUAUUCAUUGUAAAACACUGCAGAAUAUGUUGGUGCUUUGUAAACAAAGAAAUAUUUUUAUUUAAUUUUAUUUAAAGGGGAUGCUGAUCUGAUUUAUUGAUUGUACAGAUACUAAUUCUUAUUAAGCUCAGGAUCCAUUCUCACUAACUUAAAAUUGAUCAUUUUCUGCGCCAACCUAUAGAAAAGCAGCAUUGCAAGUUACAUGAGUGCCUCCAGUUAAAGGGACACUCCAGUGCCAGGAAAACAAAUCAUUUCCUGGCAUUGCAGGUCCCCUCUCCCCCCCCCACCACCCAUCCCAUGUUGCUGAAGGGGUGAAAACCCCUUCAGUGACUUACCUGAGACCCCGCCGAUGUCCCUCGGUGGGGGUUUCAGGUCCGCCCACGCUCCUCCCCGCCGACGUCAUCCGGCGGGAGAGACCGAUCACGCAUGCGCGGCCGCCGGUGGGGGAGACCUAAUGCGCAUGCGCGCCAAUGCCGCACGCACUAGACCUCUCCAUAGGAAAGCAUUGAAAAUACUUUCAAUGCUUUCCUAUGGGGAAUUGAGCAACGCUGGAGGUUCUCACUGCUCUAGUACAAACUCUAGCACAAACCUGUGCUAGAAACCAGGAAGUGCUCUCUAGUGACUGCCUAGUAGACAGCCACUAGAGGAGGAGUUAACCCUACAAGGUUUAUGAAAACUGCAAUAAUUACAGCUGCAGGGUUAAGGGUAGUGGGAGUUGGCACCCAGACCACUCCAAUAGCAGAAGUGGUCUGGGUGUCUGGAGUGUCCCUUUAACAGAUAAAUCUAAUAUUUAAAGAACUGGAACAGACACUGCAGGUAACAAAGCAGCCAAUUAUUACCUGCAUUGAGCUUUUAUCCUGUCAUUUAUCUUCAAAGCACUUUCAAGAAUUCAAUCUCUAUCCAUUAUAUAGCCGCAUACUGUCUCUCCCUCAUGUGUAGCAGAUUAUUACAAAGACUUAAAGGGAUUGGAAAUUUGUAAGAUAAUUGCAAAUGAAAUCAUUUUCUCCAUUCCUCCUCACUGGGAAUGUCCUCAAAUUGCUUAGAAAAACACUUGACGUGUGCUCAGCAUUGUAUGCACUCUUGAAGUGUAUUGACAGGUGAAAUGUUCUUGCAUCUUAGCAGACUGGCUUGAAUAUGUUCAGCACUGAUUGGCAUUAAAAGGGCCCUUCUAGUUAGCAAAGAGUUGCUUUACUUAAAAUUUUGUAAAAUAAAGUGAUAAUUAUGCAGUUCCGUAUAGAAUUAUGCAACGCAACAUUUACAUCUAAUCCUGUUACAACCUGCAAAAAAAGAUUAAGACACCCCAACAUAAUUCCUGAUUUUGUUAAUUUUAUUAUGUAAAAACUUUAAAUAAACAAAAAAAAAACCCUUGAAAGAACUACUCAAAAAGGGUUCUUUUUUUGUACUGACCUAUUGGGCACUAAUAACUCUUUUAAUUUUUAUUUUUUUAUUCGAAAAGCUGUAAAUAAAGGCAGAACCUACCUUGAAUCGAGCACCAGGCGAUGUUCUCCUAAAUCACGUGUGCCUGUAGUCCUCAUAUACAAGUUCCUUGCUCCAUGACCACUUCUAAAAGCAGAAGUGGUCAUGGACGUUGGAGUAACUUUUUAAUCUACUGAGCCUUUUAAAGCAGCUUUGUCAAUAAAAAUAAACAUUAACUUAUCUGCUUAUCUAGAGCUCUCUUUAAAUUUUUAUAAAAUACAUAAAGUAGGGAAUACUCUACAUAAGCAGUGAGGUGCAGUGUAACGUGACAGAUGGGUGACACCUGCCUAUUAAAGUCGGGCACAAUCCUUCUCUAGAUAACAGGACCGAAAUCUUUCUGCUUUAAAGUAGUGGUGCUAGAUAAUUGCUGGGAUCCCAGUUCUGUCAAUUCUUCUGCUGCUAGGCCUCUGGUAUUACGGCUCCACAAUAGGUAACCUUCAGUAGUGGUUCUUCUGGGUUGGCAGUACGCUAGCAGGACUACAAAUGGCAUACCAUAAGUUGCAUGGGCACAUUUAAUGUAAUUCCGAAAAAGAGCUAAUGCAUUUUGCGUUCUGCUCUCAUGAUAGGCUACUCGCCAUACAUAGGAAAAAUAUUAACUGAAUGGAGGAAAAACUAGGAUUAACAUCUCCAAAGGCAUUCUGAAGCUUCAACUGAUCAAAAAUAAAUAAUGUAAAAAUAAAAGCCAGUAGUAUGGUGGUUCCUCUAAAUUGUGAAAGAACGGAGAUGUAAUCAAGGAUAAAAAAAAAGUUAUGAAAUCUUGGUCUGUAAAUAGUAAAAUAUAGAUGCUGAACCAAACCUCCAUAAGCUGAUCCAUUUAUCUCAACUUAACUUAAAAAUGCACAUGGUAUUUGGUAAGUGCCACAUGUACACCAUUUAGAAUAAGGUUGCGAAAGCAAGAUAACAUGUAAGAAGAAGUUGGGAUACCAUGAUCAAACUCUCAUUCAGACACAUAAUAGCUCUUAAAGGGUUCUUGUCAUUGUUUGCUACUAACGUCUGCAGCACUACAUGGACUAACACAUGCAAGGCAUGGGUGGUGGUUAAUGAUGGAUUUGGUGGUUGGUGUUUUGUGUGGAUUGGGUAAACUACUCCUAUUUAAUUUAAUUUUAAUGCUUAUUUACAUUUUAAUUAGAAUAUAGUGUAACUGCUGAAUAUGUUGACUUUUAUUUUGAGUUAAUGUAUACAGUGACUGUCACUUUUCAUUCCUACAUUUAAUGGUAAACCUGACAUCUUCCGGCAAACAUUUUUUUUUUUUUAAAAAAAGCCUCUUCUUCAGUAACAUUAUAUUGAUGAAGUCCAUUUUCAGCAAAAUGCCCUUUUAAAAACCUACAUUUCCACGUAUUUUCCCAUUGUGUUCACCUUAUCCAUUUUAUAGAAGAAAUGCAUGACCAAAAAUAUUUUUUAAAUUUUUUUAAUGUUUUUUUUGUAAGUGCUGGAUUCUUAUACAAGAAAUAAAAUUAACUCUGCUAACUGAGUAACAGUCCUGUCGUUGGUAUCUAUAGGUGAAUAGCUAUUAAUUUGCCAGACUUUUUUAGGUUUAUAUAUAUAUAUAUAUUUUUGUUGUAAGCCCCAAAAAGCAGACCGCAUAAUUAGAUGCAAGGUAACCAUUACUGAUAAUGAUGUUUUUUCUUAACAUCGCUUUACCUACUCUUUUGCCUUAUUGACUGUUAACACUGUAAAAUUGCUAUGACCUCUGCUUUUCUCGCUGUUCUGUGGUUAAAGUAUAUAAGGUAAAGAAAUUGAUGCAUUUGUGUUUUAAAUCCAUGCAGGCGGUGGUUCUCCAUCCAGAAUAAUCAAUUAGUAUAUCAGAAGAAAUUUAAGGUAAGAUGUAUUGACCUUCUCUUUGCUCUGUAUAGAUUGAUCUCUAAGGAAUCAUGUGCUUUUCUAAUAACAAAUCCUGUGUAUUGGGCAUAGAUGUCAGAUAUUUAGGACAAGUUGAAAAAAAAAAGCCCCUUUUUAAAAUUUAACAAUUCGGCUAGCAUUGGUAGGUAUAUGUCUUGUUUGUCUUUAGUUUGGUAGCUCUGGGGUGUUAUACCUUAUAUUGGUACAAUUUUUAUAUCAUAUUAAAAUUCUAAUAUAAUUUUUUUUAUUUUUCCUUCUCUAUUCUGUCACGUGGCAGGGAAAUGAUGAUGUGUAGUUUUAAUUCACUAGCCCAAUAUCUUUGUUAAUUGGCAUAGCACUGCAAGAUAUAAUCAUUCUUUCCAAUUAGCUGAACUUAGACUGUGAGAUUUAAGUGUCAACACAUCAUUUGGUUUCCCUAAAUAGCCUGUCCAAAUGGCAGUAUCCCUUCUAGAACUAUUCACAAGGUGGAAGAGGAGACUGCAUGUCAUUGUUAUGUAAUUUAAAUUAUACAUUACUUCAUGGCAUUCAUCAGAGUCCCACAUGCAGGAUAUAUAUAUAUGAUCAAUUAUUGUUAUACUGUAACCCCCUCUUGUCAUGUGUCUUUAUAGGAUAACCUCACAGUUGUGGUUGAAGACUUGCGUCUUUGUACAGUCAAGCACUGUGAAGAUAUCGAAAGACGUUUCUGCUUUGAAGUGGUUUCGCCAACAAAGUAAGUAGCUUAUGAGGUUGAUCACCCAGCUAUUGUUAAGCAAUAUGCUUUCAGCUGUCUGAAACUUGGCUUAGACACUUGUGGUAAUAUGCAUGUACUGGUACUCUGUUAUGGCUUGCAGACUUACCAUUGGACUGCCUGUCUUGGGAUUCUGGUGCUCCCAUUGGAGGAGUGUUAGCAAACAACAGUGGAUGGGGUUUGAACACAUUUAGAUUUGUAAUGAUGCUUAAUGAAGAAUUGUUUUACUGCUAUGUGAAUUCUCAUAGUCUCUAUUUUUAUUGUAAUGCAUUUGCUUAGGCUCUCCCCAAGUUAAAAGGGUAAUCCAGAAGAGGACAUUGUCUUCACUGUCUAUAAAGGGGUAUCAGUUACACCUCGCUGAUGAGGCUCAAAGAAUGCUUAAACAAUCAUCCAUAAACGACCUGUUCUGGAUUGUCCUUUUGGGUGGGAUAAGUCUUGCAUGCAAAUGAUAUAGGUUCUUUUUGUAAUGGCACAAGUGAGCAAAAACGUUUUUGAAACCUGAGCGGGGACUAACCGAAGGGAAAGCUACUGAGUUUCUCAGAACCUUUUGUCCAUUCUCAAGAGUUCUCAUAUUCUCUAUUUUUGUUGCAAGGAUCAUUGGAAGAUUAUCACACCUCCAGUGUCAUUUCUGCUGCAAUAACAGCCAGACUCUGAUAUUCAUUAAAAUGCUUCUUAUAGAGAGCAUUUGAUUGGCAAUGAGUGUCAGUUUGCUGUGUAUGUGCAUUAGCCUCCCAAUGCUUCCCUAGGGAGAAGCAUUGAGUUGGCUGAGAUCAUAAAGAUUGAUGUUCUCAGCCAGAGAAGCAUACCAGCAGGACAGACGUCCAUGUUGCAGAGGAUAAAGGGUGAGUAAAACUGUUUUUCUUUUUUCUUUUUUUUUUUUCUUUAUUGCACAUAGCUCAAAACGGUUAGCAGGACACUAGCAUUAGGAAUACAGUUUGUUUCAGAUCUGGGGGGAUCAUCUGAUUGUUUUCUAUCUGUGGUGUAGCAAUAAGCCCAAGAUGCACACCAGCUGAACAUCAUGGGCUUUGUAGUUCUAAGUCAACAUCAUCCUUCUAUAUUUGCAGUUUUUUUUGCACUUCUGUAUUAUUUGUUAUAUAGGAGCUGUAUACUACAAGCUGACUCUGAGAAAAUUCGCCAAGCUUGGAUUAAAGCUGUUCAAACAAGUAUUGCUACAGCCUACAGAGAAAAAGGAGAGGAAGCUGAGGUUCGUACCAAAAAAAACAUGCAACUAAAUGUAUGGCCAGGAAAGUUUGGGACAUUGAAUAGAGUGUAGAAAGAGUGUUGCACUGUUAUUGUUAUCACUGCUUACAUGCCAUGAUGAUGGUGCUGCUGUUGAUUAUGUUGUCUAGAUACUGUUAAAAUGUUUUAUUUUUAAAGCUUUGUAACAUUGCAUUUUUGGGGGGUUAUCUUUUGUCAUGUAGAAAGUAGACAAGAAGCCAUCGUUGUCCACGGGCUCAGUCGGUAGUCCAGAAUCUGUGUCGAAAGAGAAGUUAAUAAAGGGUGAAAGUGCUUUGCAACGUGUUCAAUGCAUUCCUGGAAAUUCAAACUGCUGCGAUUGUGGCCAUCCAGACCCCCGCUGGGCCAGUAUUAACUUGGGAAUCACCUUAUGUAUUGAGUGUUCUGGAAUUCACAGGUAAGUAGUUUCCAUCUAACUACUGAGGGAGAUAAUGUGUGGUGUCUCUCCUUCUAACACAUGUUGCUUUUUGGUUCCAUUCACCCAAUGUUUUCAGUGGCUGAACUGAUAAGGAAGACUUUUUCAGUUGGGGAAGCGUGGAUAAGUAGGGUAGACUUAUGUUUCAGCAUUGUGCAAAACCUUUUUUGUGCCAAAAUUAGAAAAUAAAUAAAAACAGCAUAUUAAUGAGGCCAAAGCAUGUCAAAUUCAUUAAAAUUGCGUUAGUGUCCCUUUUAAAAGGAAGUGGAGUAUCUCAGAAAUUGUCAUCAUGAGUUAUACGUGAUUUUCAGAGUUAUAGGCAAUGGUGCAAAUUUUAAAUCUUUUAGUGUAAAACCCCUGUUAUUGAACAACCACUGGCAUGAGCUGACCUUGUAUUUUCACAGGGUAGUUGCUAAACAUGUUGGCUCAGUGGCUGUACAUGUAAGCAGCUUAUUUUGAGAGCUAAUGCCACUUAAUAAGACAGGUGUUCAUUUUGUUAGUAAUGUUUCUUAAUGUGCAAUCAGCGUUUGUUCUGUUUGGUGUCACAAUUAUACAUUAUGCUUUUAAAAUCAUUUUUCUUUCCAUGUCACAGGAGUCUUGGAGUUCAUUUCUCCAAAGUGAGGUCUCUAACGCUGGAUACUUGGGAACCUGAGCUCCUCAAGGUACAUAACCAUAUCACAUGAAUUCUCAUUCAUUUCAUCUAUUUGGAAUUCUUCCAACACACACUGCCAAUUGAAUAUUUUAAACAUUUUUAAAUAUAAUGCAUGACCUCUACAAUCACAAAUAUGAAGAAAAAUGUAAGGUUACUUUGCUGGCAAAAUUUACUCUGGUGUACCUGCAGGCUAGAAUGCAGGCAUAAUAAUAACAUGCUAUAGCAGGGGUAGGAAACUUUCAGAACUCCAUAUGUUGUGGACUACAUUUUCCCUAAUGCUUUGCCAGAAUUAAGGCUGUAAGAGCACUCUGGGAGAUGUAGUCCACAUCUGGAGUUCCAAAGGUUGCCUACCCCUGACCUACAGAGUUUUUUUUUUUUAAUUUGCUAACUUAAAGGACAACUGCCAUCUCAAACUGUUUAAUAUAAUACUCAGUUCAUCAAGUUUUGAAAGGAAAUUAUUUAUUUUUUAUGAAGUAUAUGUAAAAAUAUGAGAAACUUGUACAUACAUACACCUUAUCUAUGGUCUUGUCCUGCUUUACUACGUACACAGAAGCGGGGAAGACUGUAGAGACCAACUAUCAAUUUUUCUCCUGUAUAAUAAAGGUAGGGAUAAGUUUUGAUGAUUAUUAUAUUAAACUAAUUAUUUUGAGGUUACAGUUGUCCUGUGAGUGGAUUGAAAAUAUUGGUUGUCAAUGGUCUAUUAUGAGUUUUACCCUUCAGUUUUGAGUUUGUCGCAAAUCACAGUUUAAUGAAUGAACAUUUUGAUGCUCCUGAGACAGACAUUUAUAUAAUACAUCUGACAGUGGUUAUUGCAGAGUUUGUGACCACUGAGCAUAGAAAGACACGCAGAGAAGAAACUGAUUAACUUAAAAUGACAUUUCUCCUUCCUUUUUCAAUGAAAACAGGUGAUGUGUGCGCUUGGAAAUGACGUGAUAAAUGGCAUUUAUGAAGCACGAUUGGACAAAAUGGGUUUGAAGAAGCCACAAAAUGGAUGCCAAAGGUAACUCAACUUGUAUCACUUUUCAGUUCAGGUGAAAUCAUUUUAGAUUUAAUUUGCUUAUCUAAAAUUACAGAAUGUGUGCGUGUUUAAUAUAACCUUCCAAUCUACAUUUGAACUCUGUGCAAACAAUGGGAUAGGAGUGGCCUUCCUCUUUUAUCCUGUUGUUUGCAGAGAGCUGUAACGUAGUGUAGGUUAUAUUGUACACUAUUGCUUUUUGUCUAUAUUAUUGCUAGUCUUAUCUUUUUUUUAAACUUAAUUGAAGUUGUGCAUAAAGGUUUGAUAUACACAUAAAAUGUGAGAGUGUAUUCUUUAAAAUAUGGCUAAUGUCAAUGUAUUUGUAUGUGGAAGACAGGAGAUAGAAGCGUACAUCAAAGCCAAAUACGUGGAAAAGAAGUUUGUGGAUAAAUACGCAGAGUCUAAACUUGCAGUGAGGAAGCCAAGCUUAUCCAGGAAGAGCAGUGAAAAUCGUUUAAGUGUCUCCGAUAAAGGCGCCCGGCUAGAAGAACAGAGUGUGAUAUCUUCCAGAAGUUCAGGUGAUUACUAAUUCAGUAUUUCUGUUUCUAGAUUUACAAAGUGAAGUUGGCUCAGAUCCAGAAAACUACAUAAACAUGCUGAUGUCAUUUGAAAUCCCUUAUUCAGUAACGAGUUAUAAGGCUGUGAGUGAUUGUUUCAUGCCAGCUUGUAUUAUAAAUAAAACACAGUGGACAUAUUACAUUUACACAAUGCUUACACUGUUAAAAUAGAAAGAGCCCCAAUCUAUUUUUAAUUCAGCUUUAAUUGUGGUUCAAUAAAACUAGUACUAAUUUAUUAAACUUGAAAUUGUAACUUGUACAUCCCUAUGGCAGAGAUCAGAUUCAGCACCAACAGGAAAUGCAUAUCAAAUAACAAUAUUCCCUUUACUGCACAAUGGAAUCUUGGGAUAUAGCCAAUCUAGUUUUCUGAUUAGCUCAUGACAUUGCAUGCAACUAUUCUUAAAAAUAUAUAUAUAGAUUUACUUAUUUUCAGGGAAUUGAUUCCCUAAAUAAACUGAUUUGCAGAAUGAAUAGCAAUAUUUUGAAUGUGAUUUGUUGCAUUUCUCUCCACGGUUUGUGGGUUAAUGUAAUUUAAAUUGGACAUUACUUGACUGUUCCUGUGGGUCUGUUUGCAAUUGGCGAUAUUUCUGUCUUAAGGAACACUCCAGCAAUCUAAAGUAUUUUAGGUUUUCGAAGUGCUUUAUGAUUGAAUAGUGUGUCUUUUUUUAUGUUUUUUUAUGUUGUUUUUUUUUUUUUUUUCACUUUACAGAAAGCCUAGAUUUCAAUAGAAAUUGUCACUUUUACAAAUUAAACUUGUCACCCCAGACAAUCUGCCUUGCAAUUACUUGCAAUCAUUUGAGAUGUAUUGUGAGGGUCUAUGAUUGGACAGCCACAGAAAGUCUGAGCUGGGUUAGAGAGUCACGGGGAGGUGGGGCUUGCAAAAGCUUCAGGCAAGAGAGCUUUUGCAAGCUGUUUUUAGUUAUUCCCACAAUGGCGGGAAAAUGCAGCAAUAAAUUGAUUAUUUUUUUUAGGCAGUGGAUUGUCCCUUUUAAACUGUCAACUUUUUUAGUAAGGGAUGCUAAAUACCCUUUGUAAUAGAUAUUCAUUCAGAAGAGACCAGCUUCUUCAAGGAUAGCAAUAUUAUCACCCAGUUUGUACUCUGUGGAUAAAGAAUUUUAAAAACCGAGCUCUAACAGUAUCGAGGACUCCCAAUUGGAAAAGAGGAGCAUUCUCCACUUCCAUUUUGUUCUUUACUAAAAUGCUAAUUGCUUAAAGUGUAGAUAUUGUUUUAUGUUCAAAUUAAUGAAUGACACUGUAUAUAUUCUAGGUUUUCGACUACCCAACAUAGCCUUUGUGCCACCAAUUCUUUGUGAUGUAUUUGUAGCUAUGGCAGAUGGGUGGAGUGUUUUUUAUUUUUAUUUAUUUUUGCUGAGUGUCAAAACAGCUGACCGUCAUGAUUUCUCUUCCACCAGAGAGCUGUCUGGUUUAUCUUGACCCUCUUUCCUCUCUUCCUGCCUGCUUUAUGCUUUGCUAACUUGCAUGACUGCAGCGGUUGCUCUUAGCAGCGACGAGGCAAGGCGGGAGUCUCUGUUCUGCCCUGAUGAGCUAGACUCACUCUUCUCCUACUUUGAUACCUCUUCCAAACUGCGUAGUAGUAAGUAACAACUCUUGCGCACGUUUUGCUUUUUCCAGGUGCUGCUGCCUGUUUUUCACAGCCUGUGAGACCCCUGUCAUAUAUUGAGUUGCUUUUAGUAUUUGGUCAUCGGUUUACAAUAUAUUAAUUUAGCGCACAUUUCAUGCUUUGUUCCGUGUUGUCUUGUGACGCCUGUCUAAGUGACUAUAGUUUUUUUGACUGCAAAACUACUAUCUGCAGAUUCCUUUUCUGUUGCUAUUAGAUGUUGAAUUUAUUUUUUUCACCUUGUACAGUUUACUUAUUAAUAACUUUCAUGAAACAAGUAUAAUUAAAUGGUUCACUAAUUUUAUACUGAAUUUGUAAAUGUUAAGCUUUAAGAAUUGAAGAAUAACAUGCUAGGUAAACUGUAAAUGUAUUGGGUUAUAUUUCAGCUUGUGCUGUUUGUUUCCAGCAUAGUUUUAUUAUUCUUUCCUAAAGCUGUUCAGAUGAGUGUGGAUGUUCCUGUAGGCUAUAGCUGGCAACUAACAGACCAUGAGCUAAUAAAUUCUAAAUUAGACACAAUGUGCAGUAAAGUAAGUUUACACAUUAGAUCUCUUUUAACAAGAAGGGUUUUGGGAGGCUGUGUUAGUACAGGCAGGGUAGGUGUGACUAAGGCCGCGUAAACAAAGUGAUUUAUCACCUAAAUUGAAAAGAACUGAGUAGUACACCAAAGCCACUUCAUUAUGCUAAAGUUGUUUUGGGACUUUUUGUGUCCCUUUAUCUUGAUGGGAAGAAAGCGUUGGGUAAAAAGUUAAAUCUUUUUUAUCUAGCACAGUGUAUGUAAUACUUUUAAUUGCAUCCAAUGGCCUUCUUGAUGAAGGCUUGCUUUCACCAUUUUAAGAAACUGGAGGUUUUCGAAUGUGCCAAUCCAAAUAGGUAUCACAUAGGAUAUAGAAGUUAAGUUAUGCAAGUGUCAGCAACACCAUAUAUGGAAAAAAAGUUAGGAUAUGGGACUCCGAUGGUGUUUUUGAAGCUUGUCAUCUUGAAAGUAAUAAAUAACCUUAGCAAAGUUAAACUCUGAUUUUAUCUCACUCUGGUGCUGUUCGCCUCUUAGUAAAUCAUCUGGGUUGAAGGAUUCUGAAUUAAUAUAAUACAGAUAAUAUGUGUAUCUUUUAAAUGUUUUCAAAUUUUUGUUUUAUUUUUUGGGGGAUGGGGAGGCUAUAUACAGAAACAUUUAUACUUUCUGUAGUAUGUUUUAUAUUCCUGAAAUCCAUCUUGCUUCAAUUUCAAAGAUAAAGUUUUGUUUUUCUCGUCUAGCCAUAUUUUUGGGGUUCAUUUAGAUUUGACAUUUGCUGAAGUACGUAUUACAGAAUGUAAUUUUUCUUAUUUCCUAGUUAAAAGCAAUGACAGUGGAAUUCAGUUCAGUGCGGAGGGUAGCAGAGAACUUCUGUCGUCUGCAGCAUCUUCUAACAGUCUGUAUGAUACAGGUUGGUUUUGCUCUUAUAAACAAAAAAGAUUACUCAUUUGCUUAUUGUAAAACCAGUAAGACUGCUUGGUACAUCACACAUUAAGCUUCUAUGCACUGCACAACACCAAACUCAGUGAGUCGACACAAUACCAGUCAUAACCUUAAAAUGAACAAGACCAAUAAGGCUACUCGAAUCAUUUCACUGGAGGAAAAUAAGUUGUAAUACUUGUGUAACGCAGGUAUUUAAACAUUUUUUUUUUUUUAGGAUUACUCUUUAUUAAUACCUAUUGGUGUCAUUUCAGAACAUGAUAAAAAAGAUGAAAAACGUGAUUCCUCUGUGUUUCAAGAUACAAGUCAUCUGAAGAAGCUUCUUCCUGGCCCACAGUUGUACCAGUCAGCAUUUGAGCGAAAUCUUCCAAGCAUGGCUGAGGCCCUAGCUCAUGGAGCGGAAGUAAAUUGGGUCAACACAAAAGCAAAUAAUUCAACACCCCUCAUACAAGCAGUGCGUGGGGUAAGCCAUCCAAUCCUAUGCUUGUGGAGUUGUUUAACAGCAAUUUAAGAAUAAUUUACCAGAAACUUUCCAAUAUUGCCAUUGAGUGUAAGUAAGAUGGUCAUGCAUGUAGUCCACCCUAGAACACUCUUGAAUGUUAGUAUGUGUGUAUUUUUACACUGUUUUCAUGUUUUCCUACUUUCCUAUUAAUUUCAUCAUUUGUAUUUAUCUCUUCUUUUAAUAGGGGUCUCUGGUGACAUGUGAGUUCCUGCUACAAAAUGGAGCCAACGUUAACAACCGUGACGUUAAAGGACGUGGGCCGCUCCAUCAUGCUACCAUGCUGGGGCAUACAGGGUGGGUAUUUGUGUUACCUAUACACUCAGUGAUCCUAAUUAGACCUGGGUGCUUAACGAUAUGUGCCAGAAAGCUGAUUUAUUUGUUAUUUUGACACCUAAAUCCACGUUAUUUGUACCCAUAAACGGAUAUCCAAUUCAUAGAUCAUGUAAAUCGACAUAUGCACUGGUUUGCCAUAUACAGAUUUUCACACUUCUUGUUCCAUGUGUUCACAUGUUAUGUGUGCAUUCAGUGGCCAGAAUGAAGUAGUAGAACAGAGAAUAUCCAUUAUCUAAUAUGACCUGAAAGUUUGUUUUUUUGUUUUGCAAGAAAAUAGUAAAAUGUAUUGUGCACUACAUUUGCAGAAGAGCACAUAAUGUGUUGCAGUUUAAUGUAGGGAUGCGUUAUAUUAUCACUAAUUUACAAACUCCUACCUAGAAGAUAGAUGAACAAAGCUCCAGUGGUUUUAUUUUAAAAUAUACAGGACAGUGAAUAUGAUGGUAAAAUACUAGGGAUGCAGAGUGUGCAGGUUACAAUACAUGUGUAGUACUGGAUACACUAAUCAGAGGCUUUGUGUUGCAUGCUUGAGUGGCCUUAAACUCUUGUUUCUCUCACUAUCCUUUUAGUAAUGGGGAGGUUUGUGUAAUUUUUUUUUCUUUCUAUGUGCAACCUACUUCAUUAUCCACAAGAAAGUUUCCUACCCACCACCUAUACCUAAUGCAGCUUGGUUAAAAUGCAUCUUGUUCACCAUACCUUUUUACGGGGCUUUAAAUUGUAAAAUAUUAGUGAUCCAGGCACACAUUACUGAAAUCAGAAGGUUACAAGAUAAUGAAUUGACAAAGAUCCCUUAUUUAUGUUUUGUUUUUUUGUUCUUUGCUUUACAUAAACUUGUAUAUUCAGUGAAGUUAUAUUGUUUAUCACUAGUAUUCUGUUUGACUAACUUUUAACAGGCAAGUUUGUUUGUUCCUGAAACGAGGUGCAAAUCAGCAUGCCACUGAUGAAGACGGGAAAGACCCUUUGAGUAUUGCCAUAGAGGCUGCUAAUGCAGACAUUGUAACACUGUAAGUGCAGACUGCUGGUUCUACAUAAUUUCUAAACCAUGUUGUCACAAUAGAGCCUAUAAUAAAACUCCUGUUUGAUCACUCAUGAAAACAUAUUCCAUUUUUCAUGCUGUACGCUAUGUGAUAAUUGCUUUACAUCACCAGAUAUAAAAUAAUCUGUGCUAAUAGAAUUCAGCAUGUGGGUAGAAAACAUUUACACUUGCAAUGCAUUAUUCUCUAGAGCAGAUUAAAAACGGUUUCAGGAAUAUUAUUUACUAAACAUUGAAUUAAAAACAGAAUUGUAAAAUUUAGGCAAGUGAGGCUUAUUUUGAAAAAUGACCCCACUUCACCCUUUUCAUAGUUUGUAACUAUAUUACUUUUUUACUUGACUCCAAUCCAGAGUUUAGAGCAGAGAUAGGCAAACUUUGGCAGUCCAGAUGUUUUGGACUACAUUCCCCAUAAUGCUCUUACACUCGUAAUGCUGGCAAAGCAUCAUGGGAGGUGUAGUCCACAACAUCUGGAGUGCCGAAGGUUGUCUAUGCCUGGUUUAGAGAAUAAACUCCUAUAUUUUUAUACAAGGAGGGAAUUACUUUAUGAUUAAGGUAAGAGCCUGUUUGCUUGAAAAAAAAAUCAUGUGAUGUCCCAGUGUCUUUCUGUGUUAACAUUCUAGAAAGUAGGUGGAACAACACUUAACAAAGCGUCUUAUAAAACACAUCUAUGGAACAGAACCAGGUUUUGUGCAGAGAGUACAAUCCAUACCAGAAAUCAGACGUUUGGUAAGCUCACUGUCUUUAUUGAUACUUUCAAUUACUUCCUUCUCUUCCCUUUUCUUAGACUGCGCUUGGCACGUAUGAACGAAGAGAUGCGCGAAUCUGAAGGAGCUUACGGACAGUCAGGUCAAUAUUCUACUAACAGCCAUACGGAAAUGCAAUAUAAAAAAUGCAUGCAAGAGUUCAUCAGCUUGCAGCUUGGAGACUCCGAGUUUGUUGAGAAAUAAGUGGUGAAUUAAACAAGUAGAGUCCUGCAUAAAAUAAAAAAAAUGAUUAUUAAAUAUUAGUAUGGGACUUUACACGUGCAGACGGUCAGGCUGUUUCUCAUUCUUCUGCACAAAGACAAAUUUGUAUUGGCCGAAGUCUCCACCCUGCUAAACCUUUGUCUUGGCUGCUUUCUAAUAGGUAGUCUUUAACCCCUUAAGGACACAUGACAUGAAGUUUGGUCCUUAAGGGUUUAAACCACCCAUAAAUUAACUUUUGCAGUUUUUGGGCAAUACAUCUGUGUCAUUGAUGUGCCAGGGACACCUUAAUGUUUGAGUGUUUGUGUGUGUGUGUGGGAGGGGAGGGGGGAAUAAUGGCACAGAAUAUAAACCCAUACAUUCAAUAUGUGUAUAAAUAUUCUAUUUUGAUAGUAAUAUAUUUAAUUAGAUCGAUUUCUGAAUGAACCAUGGUGAUCAUAUUUAUUUCUUGGCAAAUAGAAUGAAAUAUAUUCUGAACACACUGAAAACAGAUACCAAAGCCAUUAGGAAACAAAAAUCAAUGCAAAUUUAAAUGUUGCAAUAUGCCAAAAACUCCCUUUAUUAAUUGAGCAAUCAGGUUUCUUUUCUCUCUUAUUAUUGUGAUUUAGAAGACUGUAGAAAGAACAAAACUAUUUAUUAAUAGCAUUAUAUUAGUGAGUGAUGUAAUGUGGUUGCUAGCAGCUUUUCUUUGACAUGUAAUUGGCACUUUCUUUCUUUUGUAAAGGUCUUGGAUACUUGCAUAAAAGUCACAUUUUGGUAGUACGAUUUGUUCUGAAUGUAGAAGAAAAGUGUUCGUCCCUUUUAUUAUUUGAGAACUUGGCCUUUUGUAUUGCUCUCCUGCCUGCACUGAUUUUGUUCUUUGAUGUAAUGCGUGCCUUGAUUAUAUUUGGUUCUCAGAAUUGAAUGCCAUACCAUAGCAAUAGACAGUGGUAUUGCAUUUUUAGCUAUUGUAUUAUUCUACAAAUGCUUGUGCUGCGUGUAGAAUGCAGUGAUGCAAGGUAGUAGCUAUGUCUAUUCACUAAUAGUGACUUGGCAAAUGAGCUGCACAAUGUAUGCCAAAACAGUUUUAUCUGCUUUAGCUGUUAUUCACCAAACAGGGAAUUGUGAAGAAUUGCCAGGGAAAUUCUACAUUUUUUUAGGUCCAAAUAGCCAAAACUAGAAUAUGAGUUGACAAAUAUUUCCAUUUGAGCUAUUUUGCCGAAAAUGUACAAUUAUCCCAAAUUUCCAUGUUCAAAGAAUAACGUCUUUGUUAUCUUGAUCUAAAUUUUGCAACAUGUAAGUCUACUCACAGUUCAGUGAAUUAUCCCCAUGUCUGUCUACAUGAACCCCAAGCCAAUGCACAUAAUAGGGUCCUUGGGGUAACUUUUGUGUUUAUGCAAUGAGACCUGAAAUGUCUGUAUUGUUCCGUGCCCCAAGACUGGAAUCUGGGAAACGCUGCCAUAUGUAUUAUGGUGCCUGGCACAACCACGAGAUAGUCUUUUUUUAUUGUUCCUGUGUUUUUGUUUUUGUUGCUUUUGCUAUUUUUAUGUUUUACUACUCAAAUUCCAGGAAACACGUUCUGGUUUGUUGCGGUUUAGUGCCUUAUAUAUUUUUCUUAACGUAUAGCUGAUAUUUUAUAUAAUUUUGGAAACUGUAUUUAAUGUAGGUCAGAAGUCUAUUUAUAUUUUAUGAUAAUCUUUAUGGACGUUACCAUAUACAUAGCAGAUAUUUUGGUGUACAUUAUAUUGGGUUUAAAUCUUUCUGCUAGAAGGAAGUCUUUAGAAAUUGGCAUUUGUUGGCUUACAUAUACACCUCCCCAUGAUUUUAUUAUAGGACGUCAUACUGAUGUAAAAGGUUAGCUUUCUAGUGUUCAUUCACAUCAGGGUUUUAUGUGUUUUUAAAAAAUAUUUAUUUUGUAUUUCUUUCUUUAUGUAGUACAGUUUAUCACUUGCAAGUACAUUCUGGUUCAGUGAUAAAUGCAGCUUACAUACACCAGUAAAUACUUUAAGUUAAUAGCCUAGUUUCUAUUCAUAACGUGCUACACUGGACACCAGACCCAAGUUAAUUAUAAAGCUUCUACAAUUUUUGACAUAAAAUAUGGCUCAAUUGCCAGAGGGAACUAAUGCCAGAGUAUAAGGAAAAUAGUAGAGCCCAUGCAGAACAGCUUGAACUUAAAAUAUCUCCAGCUAGCUUUCCCCUUAAACUGAUACACAUCAUGUUUGCUUGUCAUCUUUGUGUUGUAUUUGCAAAAUAUGUAGAGAUCCCAAAAGUGACAGAGCCACCUUAAAUACAGAAAAAGGAACAAAAUUAUGGGAAGAUUUGUUAUCCCGUGCUCCUUUACCUUUGUUUGCCAACACCCACCUACAUAUCCCUGCCAGUCCAGGACUUGGGGAUUACAUAGUUGUGUCUAAGGUGUGUUUGGGGGGGAAACAAAAAAACAAAACCCCUACUCACAACUGGGUUAUCCAGAAAUCCUGGACUGAUAGGAUGGGUGUGUGAGGAAAGGUUUGAAAACCACUGGUCUAGAACAAAGCUGCAUUGAUAUUCUUGGUACAUGUGUCUUCUGCAUUAACCUUCCCUACACUUCCUGGGAGGGGGGGUGAAUCUUUAAAGCCUCCAAGCAGCAUGAUCCUUUCCAAUAUGAUUUGGAUUGCAAACCUAGAGAAAUUGUUUUUUUUCUGUAUUAUCUCACUACUGAAUACAGUAUUUAUACGUAUAUUUUUCUCCUGCAUUCUGUAUUUUAAAAAAUAAUCCUGUAACUCCUUUACUAUUGGUUUAAGUUUUGUUCAGCCUCCUAGCCAUAAACUUUUCUUUCUGUUGUUUUAACUACACAAGUUGUUUAUAUUUUAAAAUAUUAGAUACUCUGCUUUUCUCUUUCUUUCCAUCUGUCUGGAUGUGAGAAAUCAUAUAACAGGUAUAGCUUGUUUCAUUAUAUCUGCAUGCAAAUGUCCUCUUUGAGCCACAUCUCAUCAUAACUGAUGAUACUAUUUGUCAUUCAAGUGUCAAACCUUGUUUAAUACACAUUUGUACAAUACUUUGUCGAGGAAGCAAGGCACACUGUCCGUCAUAGAAUAAUUUGUACAUUGUUUUCAUCAUUUACUUUUAACUGCAUAAUAAUUCCACAUUGUUGAAUAUGUUCAGAUGUUUAAUUUAUUAUUGAUUUUUGUAAUUUAUUUUUUUAAAUUUAUUUUCUUUUUCAUCCUGCAGGUGAUGAAACCUACCAAGACAUAUUUAGAGAUUUUUCCCAUAUGGCAUCAAACAACCCGGAAAAAUUGAAUCGUUUCCAGCAGUCAGAUUCUCCCAAAUCUUGAAAAUAUUUUUUACCUUUCAGAAUGGGUUAUUAAAAUUAAGUGGAAGGUGCCCAAAUCUGCUUUAACAUGUAAACCAGGGCAGGAAUGGCUUAUGGUAACAGGACCUUUACCCUCAUGGCCUAUAUGAUAUAAAUAGAAUGUGCCAUUGUAUGAUUGAAUAGAAUUGGGUAAAGCGCCAGUUGCUCUAGAAACAUUUUUAGUGUUAAGCAGCUGAUGUGACACAGACCUUAGGUUUUCUCAUCAGUUUAUUUUUUGCUUUGUUUUCCCACCAUUACUGUCCCCAUCUCUCCUCAAGCAAAGAAGGAGACUCCAUAUAGAAUCCAAUGAGAAUUAGUUGUCCCCCUGUCAAAAAGAAGCAUUACGGUCCCCAAAAGUCUAACCACUUAGAAUUUCAAACUUGAUGAGCUACAGCGUAAAGGAUGCUGUGUGCGUUUUUAUGUGUUAAUAGCAACCAAUGGAUCAUGGGCUUCCUAUUGUUCGGUAUUGUCUUUAGAUUACCCUUGCAGUGUUUCAGAUUAACUGCUUCCUAUUCAGCUAAUACUGGUUGCGAACUGUGAUAGUAUGAGGUUUUGACUCAUUCCACCUAUCCCUAAUGUAAACACGUUUGAUCUGUCACUUGGGUAAGCCUGUAUGUAUUAAUCACACUAAGCAGCCUAUGUUUGUUUUAUUGUUGUGUCAUUAUUUUAUUUCUUCAUUAUAACAAGAAUAUGGUCAUGGAUACAUUUUAAUUGUAUGUAAUUACUUCGCUGCCUUUAUGUUAAAAUAUCUCUGUGGCACGUCUUUCUGUCUCCGUAGAAUAAAGAGUGCCCUUCAGUUAGUAUUGAUACAUAACACACACUAAAUUUGUAUGUUAAACGGAAAGCAAACUAUAAUUCCUUUUGCACACUACCUGUAUUGACAAUCUUUAUUUGCUAUUCCACAGACACUUGCAAUGUGUUCAUUCAUUUCUGAAACUGGUUAAGUCUAGCUCAGUGAUUCCCAACCCCGUCCUCAAGGCACAUUCCAGCAUUUAAGUGUUUCCUAAUUCUACCGCUAUGCGAAUAUUGACAAAACCUGUUCCAUUGGUAUACCUGGAGAACUGAGUUGGGAAACACUAGUCUAACUUGCUAUAGGUCCAAGGUAGGGAGCUUGUGCCUUGAAGGGUUAUGGGUUUGUAGUUCUGCAACUGCUGUCAAAGCACACGCUGCCUGUCCUAGGUCUACCAAUUACCUAUAUUGUUAUAGAGUUGUUAUAGUUGUUUAAUCAGUUGAUGUUUUGCUGUCCUCUUUGAUACAAAAAUCUCAAUAUUUUCCCAUGCACCUGACCUUAACAUGAAUGUAAAAUCUCUUUAACAGAUCCUGUCAUGAAGUGAAUAGUGUUAAGACAGGAUUCUUGUAAACCUUAUAUAAGGAUAUUUAGUAAAUACAUAGUUUAGCAAAUGUGUUCUUUUUUUGUAUUUUAGAGAUAGCAGAAAAUAGUUAUAUCGUUAAAAUAUGUAUAUGUCCCUUUUGAUUAUUGUGAUUAGUAGAGAACAUUUUGUUAGUUGUUGGCAAUGAUUUGAAAAGCACAAGUAAUGUAAAUAUUUAUAUAAAGUUUAAUUCUGUGCCAUAAAACAAAAUUUUGUAAGAAUCAAUUGGCUUACAACUUGGCAUUACUUAAUAACCUUUAGGUCCUAUUAAAGGAACAUUCUUAAUAGUCCCGUUAGUAGCGGUCAGUCUGACAGUUACUAGAAAUACAUUGUCUGAUAAAUGUAAACAUUGCCAUUACUCAGAAUUUGGAAUGUUUUACAUUGUUAGUAAAGAGGGACGCCAGCUAUGCACCACCAAAACCACUACGUUAAGAUGCAGAGGUUUGAGUACUUGGCACCCCUCUAAUGGGAAAAAAACUAAACAAAAUGUGCAGUGUUUAGCUCUGGUCACUGCCUGAAUACGUGUUUGCUGAGUAAUCAUUUUAGAAAGAAACAUGGCGCAGCAUACUGGCCAUCUAUGGCUGUAAAUACGCCACCAUUCCAAUUUUUAACAAGAGGAUACAAUUGCCUAUUGUAUAUAUCCCUCCAGGUGUACUCUUUACAUAAGAAGUGGUAGCACGGUCAAUAUGGGAGAACAUUUUACAUUCCUUGUCAUUUCACAAACAGGUUUUUUAGGCAGUUGAUCUGUAAUUGACCUCCCUUAAUGACCAAUAAUGUGCUGUUAUUACAAUGUGUUCUUUAAGGAUACUAUUCCAAUCUGUACUGUUCCAUGCAAGGGCAGUCAAAGCUGAACAAGCAGGAUAAUCCGUUAACCAUUCCUUAUUUCUCCACUCCACAGUGGAUGAAGUGGUGCAGCGCUUAUAGCUAAAACACACCUUUAUCUCUGCGACAAUUCUGAGUCCAGGAGGACGCCUGUGCCCCUUGAAUUUGGCAGGCUAAUUUGCAUCUGAUUUGGGCACCUGACUUGAAAAAUAUCAUACAAGCAUAUGCAUGCUUAGGUAUUGCUUCCAAAGUGCCAUGUGCAUACAUGGGCCCUCAGGAAGCCUACAGACACCAUUCGGUUAAAAUAAUAUUUAAUGCUCUAGCUAGCAGGACAAUCUGGCAUGGGAUACAGAAAAUAAAACACAAACCAAACACCAUUGACUAUUAAAAGCACAAAGUCACAAUCCACAAAAUAAAAAGGUUAACAUGUAAAGUAUUCACAGACCAUAUUGUAAUGAUGUUGGCAGUGUAACAUUUGGCCCUUAAGGGAAGAUUUAUCAAUGUUUUAUGAUAAUAAAAAGUUGUACAAAUAUGUAAAUGUUGUCAAUCACCAUUGGAAUGUUUAUGCAAAUCCCAUUGGUUUCAAUGAUGAUUGCCCCACUAUAAGAACUUUGCAUUGCUUUUUAGAUCACAACAAUUUGAUAAAUCUGCCUUUAUUUAUUUUGCACAAAAGUUAUCAUUUGUUACUGGCAAGAUGCUGAAAUUAGUACACACAAAUCGUUAAAUCUUUUGUACAUCAAAUUAUUAAAUAUCAUACUUGUCGAUGUCAAAGCAUGAGCCGCCUGUUUGUUGGCAGAACACCACGUCUUCUGACAUUUCUACAUUGUGUGCUGCUUUUGCAUUACAUCAUAGCCCAAGCAUAUGUGCGUAUUCUGCAAUAUUCGCAUGAAGGAGCAAUGUCUGCUCCUCCCAUAGCGCUGUUAAUUGGACAACUUUUUUUGUUUUUCUCCUCCCAAGUUACUAUGUUUGUAAUUAAAUAAGUGCACUGGGAAUUAAUGUUAGUGCACUUCAAUAUAUCCUGUCACCAAAACUGUAUAUUCUUUACUGCCAGAGAAUAAGCUUAUAGUGAAUGUCAACUAUAUCUACUUUUAUUGUAAUCAUUUUAAAUCAAACUUGAAUGCCUUUAUAUUUUCUUUUUCAUCUUAAAAGAACACUUAUUCGCUCCAAAUUGUACAUUGUGUAAGAAAUGUAAAUAAAUACUUGAUUAAAUUUCAAUUUGUACAACACAAAGUGGAAAAAUAUGCAAUUUCAAUAAAAAAAAGUUAAAUAAUG